AAAGUUUCCGAGCAGCUUGGCGCAUAUGAGAUUGUAACUCCGGCGCGUGUGAAUGAAGCCGGUGACAACUUUCCCACGAGCGUGCACUUCAAACGGAAAAAGCGGAGUGUGGAGGAUAGCCCAGGCAACUCCUCUGUUCAUUGGGUCUCGCCAUCAAUCCAUUACAAAAUAUCUGCGUUUGGACAGCACUAUCACCUCAACCUGACACUCGAGUCAGGAUUUAUCGCUCCGCUAUACACUGUGACAGUACUUGGAGCACCUAUAGGUAACAUAACGGAUUUCACCCCGGAGGAGGAGGCAGAGGAGGAUACGGAGUAUCAGCACUGCUUCUAUAAAGGACAUGUGAAUGCUCAAACGGAGCACACCGCAGUCAUCAGUCUCUGCUCUGGAUUGGUGAGUCCAAGCACUUUGAGUAGCCCUCCCUUGAUACAGUGUGAUACAACGUCUCUCUGCACUACGAUAGGCGCACCUGUUAUCUGACCAGAUAUGAAACUGUAACACUAAUAGUUUAUACAGCUGUUGUAAUACUAUGACAACAUGAGAACAUUAGGGGAACCUUACCCUGGUAAUGGAGUGCAUUUCUACCUCUGCACAAAGCGCGUUUUUCCAGCCUUGUGCAUUUGUGUUCAACUUAAAAGUGGUGACUGUUAGUGAGAGAGAGCCAUUAUGUUAGCUCUUGUAUCUUAAAAUGAGCUGCUCACAUAAAUAACUUUGAGCCUAGUAGUCUCCUUCUGCUCCUCAACUUCAGCCAUCAUACUCUGCAUGCACGCUUCUCUGGUAGCCGGUGACGUCCUACGCUACGCACAUCAGUGCAGAGGGCGCGCCAGUGGUGCUGACGUCAUCACGAUUGAGUCUCAGACAGGGACAUUAUCUCCAUGCAUGCAUGACGUUGUGUGGAGUUGAUUUUUUUAAAACAUUUAAGUCAUUUAGCAGACGCUCUUAUCCAGAGCGACUUACAGCUAGUGAGUGCAUACAUUUUUAAUUUUUUUCAUACUGGUCCCCCGUGGGAAUCGAACCCACAACCCUGGCGUUGCAAGCGCCAUGCUCUACCAACUGAGUUACACGAUUGAUACUUACAGAUUGUAAUAAUAACAGUUAAAUUCCCCAUGUGAAUAUCAUUGAGGUCAUCACAAAUUAAACAAAUGGGACUUGCCUGCACCAUAAGCCUAGAUAGAUUGGGGAGAUCAUUUGACAUUAAAAUAAAACAAAGUUAAUGUUGGUCUAUGGGUGUGGUUCAGGCCAAUAAAAUGUACUAUUAGAAAGUUUAAAUGAUUCAAGCAUGUAUAGGCUAUUAAUUCAUAUACAUCUAAGGACUUUUACUUGCUCUGGACCUAUUCACAGGGAAACAGUCGGAAGCAGGUAUAUGACCACUGAUACAUUAUGAAUUAUAUCCACUCAGGGGAGCCAGCCCCACCCAAUCAGAUUGAGCAAAAAAAUAUAUAAUAAUAAUGCUCUUUACUUGUCAGUGUUCCAAACGGGACAUUAUUUGUCUUUUUACCUAAACAUGCAAACACCAUCAGAUAUACUGUAAUUCAUAGCGAGCGUUGCACUGGGUUAGUCAGAUUUGAUUAAAUAUAACAGAACAGAUUAACUGGAAUGACAUUCACUCUGGGUUGCCAAAAAUAACUUACUGAAAGCCACAACCCCAAUAAGCUUGUAAGGGCUUGAAAGUAAGCAUUUCACGGUAAGGUCUACACAUGUAGUAUUCGGCACAUGUGACAAAUAAAAAUUGAUUUCAUUUGGAAUAGUUAUAAAAUGUAAAGCUGGCAAACGGUUAGUGGGUCUUCUUCUUCUUCUGUGGGGUUUAACGGCGGUUGGCAUCCAAUAUUUUGCAUUACCGCCCCCAACUGGACGAUAGUAUAAAUCCAUUAUACUUUGUGAUACAAAAUUGGAAAUGGGGAAAAUAAAAAUAAAAACAAAUAAUAAAACAACCUUCCAACUAACCCUACACUCAUUUAAAAACCCACUACUUUGUCCCUAUCUGCUCCUGCAGAGGAAAGGACACCACCACUAAACACACCCUGUAACUCUUCUGAUGUCAAAUUUCGUACACCCAAGUACUUCUCUGCAGCUGCAACCACAACAUCAAUUUUCUGUGAUUUACGUUCCAUUUCUGCAGUACAGUUAAUAACCAUUGCUAUGAACGCUUAUAAGCCAAUCUUACUGAAAAGUAUGUCACUCGUUGGCCUAUCCAUCUGUACUGGCACAAAUCUACUACUCACAGGGAUCCCUUAACCCAUCCUCUACUUUCUUCACUGCCUCAGCAUACAACACUUUCUGCACUACUCUGACUCUUGCCACCUCAAACUGCCUUUCUCGCACCGGACACUUCCGAUCCCCAGUAACAUGGGCACCCCUACAGUUGACACACACAACUUUAUCCAACAUUUAGUUGUGAAUUCCAUACUGUCACUAGAUCACCUGGCGCGUGCUGCACAACAGUGAGUGACACACAAGGCUCCGGGUCUCUCGUCGUUGUGUGCUUGUAAACAAACACCAUGUGACUGGGUACUACCGGUAAGCUUCGUAAUGAAAAAUUAUGUGACAGGUGAAAUUAAGAGUGCAAUCUUCUUUAUCACCUAACAUAUUACACAAGACUGCAGGUAUUUACUUAAAAAUUAGCUACAAAUAUUUAAAUAAUAAAUAAAACAACUUCAAAGAAAUGGUUUCAAUGGUAUUGACGGUAUUAAAAAAACAUCCCUUUUCUAUUUCCAAAUACCCCGGCAUACGGUAUAUACGGUAUACCGCCCAAGCCUAGUCAACACGCCUCUAUUUUAGCUUUAAAAAUGCUAAAUGUGUAGAAUAGCAUGAGAUGAGCUAUAAAACAAAUUGAGCUAAUUGUCCUCUCUGCCCCACACACAAAAACAUGAUGGUUCUAAAUAGUACCAGAUAGGGGUUCUUUGGCUUGUAACCAUAGCGGAACCCUUUUUGGUGCUAUAUAGAACCCUUUGUUGAAGGUUCAAUAAAGAAACAUGCUCAUAAGGUACUAAAUGGAACCUGUAUGGUGCCAUUAAAAUGGUUCUAUAUAGCACCAAAAAAGGGUUCUGCUAUGGUUACAAUACUUUUUGAGGCUAUAUAGAACCUUUUUUUAUGGUUCUUUGUAUAACCUUUAUGGAGAAUGGUUCUAUAAAGAACCUGUAAAUCCUUUUGGAGAACCAUACAUGGUUUUUAAUUUUGGUCACCCAUAUUAUACUGUUAAAAUUCCAUUGGUGUUAUUAUUGUGCUAAUUGACAAGUUGAAUCAAGUGCACCACCUCUGGAAAAGCUAGGAGUAUCUGAGAAAAUAAUUGAGAACCAUUCACUGAUUUAGUCAACUGUUCUCAAUUGGCACAAGGCCAUACAGGAGGGUCUCACAAGCCAGUGUCAUUGGCCAUAGUAAUUUAUAAUAUGCAAUGGCAUAACACAACACAUGAGAUAAACUGGAAUGACUCUCUCACUCACGGUUGCACAAAAAGAGCUGCGCGCAAACCACGCCCCAAAAUAUUCGAAUGAGCCGCCUACCCUACAAUUUAUUUAUAUAUAUAUAUAUAUAUAUAUAUAUAUAUAUAUAUAUAUAUAUAUAUAUAUAUAUAUAUAUAUAUAUAUAAAUUGGGGGGGGGGGGGGGGGUAGAGCAGCUUUAAUAUUGCAGAUAGAUUGUAGCUUCCAUCAAUGUAAUUGUCUGCAUCACUUCCAAUCCCCCAUAUAUUCCCCCUCCCCUACAUUUUAAAUAUCACUAAAAGAGCAAAGAAUUUGAGUCAUUAUGGUUCCACAUAGAACCAUCACCCUUCCCAAAGAACCUUUGAGGAACCCACAUUUGUUUGUGUGCAUGGCAAAACGUGUAGAAUUGCAGGCCAUUAGCUUUAAAACAGCAACAAAAACAUUCUCAGCCUCAUGGCAAAAUGUGUAGAAUAGCAUGUGAUUAGCUAUAGAACUGCCCAUUUCUCUCUUUGCUCCAUAGCUCAGUUGGUAGAGCAUGGCAUUUGCAAUGCCAGGGUUGUGGGUUCGAUUCCCACGGGGGGCCAGUAUGAAAAUGUAUGCACUCACUAACUGUAAGUCGCUCUGGAUAAGAACGUCUGCUAAAUGACUAAAAUGUAAAAUGCACGAAGUUAGCUGCCGUGGGGCAAAGAGAGAAAUCUCAUUUCAAUUCCACUUUGCAUUUUAAUAUUAGAUGAGUCAUCCUCCAUAAUAAUGUGAGUGGCUCCCACAACUAAAUCAAUAGUUGGUCAUUAUAUCUUGUGUGCAUUUGAGCACAAUUGUGAAUAUUCCUAAUAGUCAUUACAUUUUGCAUACAGCAGACCUACAGUAUAUUUGUGAGAUUCCCUUUUCACUACUUUGAGGUGGUUUCAAUCUUUUCAUCAUACAUAAACAAUGAAAUAUAUUUUCAUGGCGAAUUAUGCUCACUGUGGGCCACCCUAUUGGUCUGUAGCAUUGCCCAGUGCAGCAUUGUCCAAUUCAAUCUAGAUUAGAAAUAAGUGCUAUUUCCACAUUGCUUAGCUUGGCACUUCGCAUGUCUGGUGUAUCUUUGACCUCCAAGUUAACUAGUAGCACUGCCUGUGAAAUAUAACAAGGCUUCCAUCGAGUCUACAAACAGUGCCAAGAAACAAACAAUAAGAGUCACACUGUUUUCUGAUAGGCAUCAUAGGCCUCAUUCUUCUCCUUUUUCCUCUCUUUUUCAGGGACCAUUUUACUAAUAUGCAUGCAAAUACAUGUAUUUCACCACAUAAUCAUAAAAUGAAUAGCUGUGAAUGAAAGACUAGCCAGUGGGGGCCCUGACAAGGACCAUUCCCACUACUCUGUGGAGUGUGUCAAUGCAGUACGCUCCAAUGUUACUGCACUUAUUUCAAACCAUUCCUUUUUUCUCCCCCUCAGCUUGGCACUUUCAGGUCACCGGAAGGGGAAUAUUUUGUGGAGCCCCUUCACAGCUACAAUGGAGAACACUAUGAAGAAGAACAUACCAAACCUCAUAUUGUGUACAGGAAGAACGCCUCUGAGAAAGAGGCAGCUGGGGAGGACACUGCUUGUGACACAUCAGGUACAUUGAAAUUAUGAGAGUAAUGGAGAUGUUUGGUCGGAUAUUUGUUUUUUUUGUGUGUUAUAGAGUUUGUCAGGAGGAUUUUGGACACGCACACACACUCAUCCACACACGCACACACACACACACACACACACACACACACACACACACACACACACACACACACACACACACACACACACACACACACACACACACACACACACAGAGAAAGAGAGAGCUAGAGCUAGGUGAGUCAGUUUCAUUGAGUAAGCCAGUGAGUCAACUGUGUGUGUGUGUGUGUCUCAUUCUCCCUGAUAAAAAAAAUAACUUGUUACCCGGCCUUUAAUGAGUUCCAACAGACGUAAGCAAGGAAGGAGAAUCGUUGUCUCUCAUAUACAGUAAUAUAUCCUAAAACUUCAGUAUAUAAUUUGCGAUAGGAACUUUUUAUAGUCAUUUUAAUAUUACAGGCAUGACCAUACUACUAUGAUGUCAUGUUUAGACUUUGGUGUAAAGCAGUGGCAUCAUUUGGCUCAUAAAACUGAGGAAAUACAGUAAGAACUAGUUCAAAGUUGUAAAUGAAUGUUGUAAGGCAGAUACAGUAUAACAAGUUAUGAGUGGUUCUUAGUGACUGACAUAUCUGAUAGACAAUGUAACUGUAUGGAUUCAUUCGUAUGAUCCCACCAACAUUCAGUCAAACAAAUUGUUGCACAGCAACCUCACAUGAACAACUGAUGACAGAGAGUUGUAUCCAGAUGGAAUGCACACUACAAUGCAUGUGCAAAAGGUCAGAGGUUAUUCAUGUUUUCAAGUGAAAAGGGCAGGAUAUGGAUGCAUCUCACCUCUAAUUUACCAAGCAAGUUCUACUGUAACUAGGUGCUUUUUCAGCUCAGGCACAGGAAGACCAUUUUGGAAGUUCUUCCUAGUAUCGCCAAAUCUCAGUUUAUUGCCACAAGUUCCUGUUGACUCUAGCACUUCCUGUAGUCCUUUGGUAAGAAAACACGAUAGGCCCCCUGCCAUGAAGACACUGUAAAUUGUAUUGUAUGAAAGUGAUGCCAACUUCAAACAUUUAAGUAUUCAUUACUAUGAAAAUAAAUCUGAAUUAUAUUGGUUUAGAGUAAUAUGCAAGAAAUGUCACUGCAUGUAGUUGUUUUCCACAUCUAAGAAAGGUCUUUGUGAUAGGGUGUGUGUGUGUGUGUGCGCAUGUGUGUGCGUGUGUGCAUGUGUGUGUGUGUGUGUGUGUGUGUGAGUGCGUGUGCGUGUGUGUGUAGUGUGUACAUAGAAGGAUUUGAAGUUGAAAUGGCAGGGUUGUGUAUGAUUGUGGCGAUUAGGAGCUGAGGAUGAGUGUUUGGGUUCCUUUGAGAGGAAGGUGGUGUUUGAUAACUCCUCGGCCCUGAGAACCCCCUGAGUGUGUGUUUGCUUGUGUGUGUUACAUUUCAGAUUGUAUGACUUGUACAUGAAUAUUAAGUCUUAGAAAUACAUUUGAGUAUGUUUUUAACAAGUGGGGAUGAAUAUAAGACAUUGUGUAGGCUUUUACAAAGGCCCUUUGUAGCUCUGGAUUUUCAAUGAGGGAAUAUGUUUAAUUCUGAUAAGAAUCAUGGUUAACAGAAACAGUUCAACCUUUGUGCUGGAGACAGAGUCCUUUUUCUAUGACUGGUGUUGCAUUGCAAUUGGUGUAGAUUUAGUGAUCUUUCUUCUAAGAAAACAAGAGUGAAGAGGUACUGGUGCUACUCCAUUGCGUUUGGUUGUCAUCUCAAGAUUAAAAUCAGACUCAGAAGUCACCCUUCAACCCCUGAAAAACAAAAAGUCAGUGUAGUCUGGCAUCCAGUCCCUGGCGCUCCUCCUUAAUGUGUUGGGGUUUUGCUCCAUCUUUAGUGUGUGGCCGAGUGCCAGGCUUACCUAAAGUGAACCCCCCCCCACCCCCUCAUCCUCCUCCUCUUCACUCCUUCUCUCUCCAGGCCCUUGGACCUCAACUCAUUCAUUUUGACUAAUUCCUUCAGCAAUAAUAUUAAAGAAGAGCAGCAGCAUAUUUACUUUGUAUGCAUUCACAAGCAUUCCCUAGUAGUAAAAACAGUGCUUUCAAGGAAGAGAAUGUGAGUUGAUUGUAUGAUAAAUGCAAUAGCCUGUGAUGCAAGCUUGCAGUAUAAGCUUGUGGUUUAUAUUGGACCAUCUCUUUUCCAGGACAUAAACACAGACACAAGAGGAACAGCGACAAGGUGAAGAGACGUCUGCUGGCCAGCAGCAGCAGCAGCAUGCUGAAUGACCUGGACAGCCUGUCUGCAGGCCUGACUGCCGAUCCCUUCUCCAGAACAGAGAGAGAGAGCAGCAGACGGCCAGCUAAUGACAGCAGCGGUGACUCAGGACCUCACAGGAGAUCAAAGCGCUUCCUCUCCUAUCCCCGCUUUGUAGAAGUCAUGGUGGUGGCAGACAGCAAAAUGGUGGAACAUCACGGGAGCAACCUUCAGCACUACAUACUCACGUUAAUGUCUAUCGUAAGUUCUGCUCAGUUAACCGACCGCAAGCCAGCCAGCCAGCUUUGAUUGUAGGGGAAAGGGGCUGUCUUCUUUUCUGUCCCGGGACAUUGGCAGGCAGGCAGAGGGCUCAGAGGGAAAGGGCAGCCCAGGGAAGGAGUAAACAAAAAUUGUCUAACGGUCAGGAGAGGGGCAGCAUGAGGUGGACCUGUCCUGAGAGCUUUGAUGAAUGUGUAAAAAUAAGCUCAGGUAUGUCGCAUAGAUGGCAUCCUCCUGUCCACUUCAAUAAAUGCUUCCUCAGGCGUCUGUGGCUGAGUGCCUAGGGGGUAGCUAAACUAGCCUAUAUUCUGAUCCUGGCCGUCUGCAUUCUCCACAGGAUCUGACUGCAGCCAUAAUCAACCUCUCAAAUAGGACUAUGAGUCCAGGUUUUGCUUCCCUUAAAACUGCAUGUUGAUAUAGAAUAUCUGAACCACUGAUUGAGUAGACUCCUAAGGGGUUUAAUGUAUGCUGGAUACUGAAAUGUAUUGAUGUAAAAACAUUUGUGUGUCUAUAAUCUUACCCUUCAGGUGUCUUCCAUCUACAAGGAUCCCAGCAUCGGAAAUCUUAUUAAUAUUGUGAUUGUGAAGUUAGUCAUAAUAAACAAUGAGCUGGUAAGAUUACAACUCUAAUCCAUUUCAGAGAAGAUCAAAGCAUUGCAUUCAUUCAUCAGUUCCAGCAGCACAUAACAGUACUGUAAACCUCUCCCUUGUACUCUCUGCUGUAGGAUGGCCCAACCAUUUCCUUCAAUGCACAGACCACUUUAAAGAACUUCUGUAUCUGGCAACAGAGGCAAAAUCACCAAGAUGAGAACCAUCACUCCCACCACGACACAGCCAUUCUCAUCACCAGGUACACUGUCACUCCCACCACGACACAGCCAUUCUCAUCACCAGGUACACUGUCACUCCCACCACGACACAGCCAUUCUCAUCACUAGGUACACUGUCACUCCCACCACGACACAGCCAUUCUCAUCACCAGGUACACUGUCACUCCCACCACGACACAGACAUUUUCAUCACCAUCUCUUGGGGUAAUGGCUAAAGUGUUGGGUUGACAGUCGCUGUCGCUACCCCCUGAAUUCGCUGCAAUAUGUUGUCUUUUGUUGAUAUAAAAGAAUACACUAGUUGACAUAAGGCGUCUCUGGUGUCCCAGUUUUGGGAUGUGAAACCAGUGACAUAACUUCCAUAUGUGUGUUCUUAACAGGCAAGACAUCUGCCGAGCGCGGGACAAGUGUGACACUUUAGGUAAGAGGAGCUCUCAAUAAACAUGCAAUACAGACUGUAUAACAUAACGUUUGAUUGAUGACAGUUUCAUAAUCAUAUUGAUGUACUUAUAAUGAUUCUGCUUUUGAUGGUGCUGAUGACAAUAUAAUGAUGAUGAUGACGAUGCUCUCAUAACAAAUAUGAUGAUGAGAUGGUGAUACUCUUGGUUUGCAGGGCUUGCAGAGCUAGGCACAGUGUGUGAUCCAUACAGAAGCUGCAGUAUUAGUGAGGAUAAUGGGCUCAGCACUGCAUUCACUAUCGCCCAUGAACUAGGCCAUGUGUGAGUACUGCAUGCUCUUUAUUCUUUGAUUGAUUUCAUGUAAUCACAAUUUUAAAGCUGUAUUAGUCAUGCUAUCUCAGGCAGGUGUCUUAUGUGGCCCUGGUUUUCCUCUUAAAAUGUCUCCAAGCUUUAAUACCUAAGUCUGCAUGUGCAACAUCCCAAGUCAGCAUGCACCAGCCAGCCAGCCUUCAUCCAGCUUGGCAAUACAACCCCAGGCUGCUACAUUGGAGACUGUUACAGACUUUAACAACCCUCGUGUCUUAGACAAAUAAUAUUUCUUGCCACACACAAAAGGUGGGAUUGUUGAAAUCCAUUCUUAUUGGCAUCAAGCGCCGUCAAGUCUGCUUAGCGACAAAGCUUGGUGGAAUACAGUACCUACCUGUCAUAUUGUACCAUAGAGGUACCAUAUGGUACAUUACAGUACCAUAGGAGAGAGGUACCAUACUAUAUAAUACCUAUCCCCUGUGACCCUACUCUCCCAGACACUGGCCCCUGCACAGACCUGCUGCUAAUGUUAACCCCAACCAGCCCAGUCAGUUAACCCUGGAUGCCUAAAGGAUGAUGAUUUAUUUACCACAGUCAAACAAAUCUCCCAAAACUGGUCAUUUAGUGGUUAGUUUAGCAAUCAGCCCAACAUGUAGGUCUAUUGAUGGUGGGUUAGACCUGUGUGUUGUGGUAAAUAUAUGUUCUCACUUGUGGUUUGGCCCCCUGACAGAUUCAACAUGCCCCAUGAUGACAGCAACAAGUGCAAAGAGGAGGGGGUUAAAAUGCAGCAGCAUGUGAUGGCGCCCACACUCAACUACUACACUAACCCCUGGAUGUGGUCCAAGUGUAGCAGGAAAUACAUCACAGAGUUCCUUGAGUAUGUAACAGCCAUUGUUUUCUAUUUUAUACAUGCAUGUCAUUAUGGAGAAGUGUUAUUGUCGUUAGCAUUAGUAGCACCGCACACUUAUUGCAGUAAGGGUUAAAUGACCGGUCAGCUAUUCAAUCAAAACUGAUAUCUGAACAUUUCUGCGUUAAAGGAAAACAACAUAACUUCUGUGUUUUUAGUGUAUAUUUGGAAUGUUUAUUACUUCCAUAUAUAGUUUUUGAUUGAAUAGAGCUCCAGCUCUUGUUUUCAUAGGAAUAGCCUUGUAUUACGUACAGUAGGGGUUCUGUUAUUGUACAGAAUACUACCUCUCCAUCUGUACUGAGUGUGUUUUCUGUCUGUUUGUGUCUUUGUUUUUUUUCCUUUUUUCUUUAAGUCAAUUUAUUUUUAUUUCUUAAUAGCACAGGGUAUGGCGAGUGCUUACUUGAUGAGCCCAUUUCUAGGCCAUACAGUCUGUCGCAGCAGCUGCCUGGACGGAUAUACAAUGUCAAUAAACAAUGUGAAUUGAUAUUUGGGCCGGGGACACAGGUGUGCCCAUAUAUGGUAAGAGAAUGGACCACGCAGAAUUCAAAUGACAGUUCACUGUCUAGUCCUACAUUACUAUAGUCGAUGGCUCCAGACAUUCUAUACUAGAGUCACCUUAUUCUGUCUCAGUUGGCUAUCUCUCAGCUAGGCCUUCUGUACAGUAUGUGUUAAAGCAUUUGUUUACAUGCUACUCCUGCUGUGAUUGAAUGUGCCCUGCAAACCGCUGGGCUUGAUGUUUCUCAGGGCUAAGCUCCAGGCUUUGUUUAAAGGGCACACGCCUUGUAAGACAUGGAAGAGUAUAUAGCACUGUGUCUGUGUUUGUGGAUGGGGCUUAGGCAAGGGAAUGGUAACUGUGUGUUGUGUUGUGUGUGUGUGUGUGUGUGUGUUGUGUUGUGUGUGUGAAUGUUCUCCAGGUCCAGUGCCGCAGACUGUGGUGCACCAGCCCAGAGGGGGCCCAGAGGGGCUGCAGGACCCAACACAUGCCUUGGGCCGACGGGACCGAGUGCUCUCCAGGAAAGGCAAGUACCAGAGAGAUGUACCGCAAGAUGAAAGGAUCUGAUAGGGAGAGGGAAGGAAAUGGACAGAUGGGGAUAAAUAGAACGGGUGAGAUGAAGAGAAAGAUAGAGUGAGACUAGCACCAGAUACUUAUGUAGUGUGUACACACAGAGAGAGAGAGAGAGACUAAAAUAGUUUCAUACAUAUCUGUGUAUGAACACACAAACACACUCACAUAUACCCCAAGCCAGCUUUAUCACUUUGCUGGAGCAUACUGGAAACAUUCAAUGUUAUGAACUGUCAAAAUACACCCCAUAAAUAACCACAAAGGAAACUUAGAUUGUAACUUUCUUUGUUCCUGCUGCUAUUUAAAUGACUCACAACUAUAAAAUGUAUUUUUUAAAAAGCCCAAAUGACAAAAGAAAAUAACAAGUUCACAGAAACCUGCCAAGAAAUCAAUUCACCAAUAAAGACUCGAUAUAAACUCGUAAUUGAACAUGAGUGGGACGUAUGUGGCAGUUGCUCCAAAUUCCUCCAUUUGUUUAAACAUGGGUUUGUUUGCUUCAGAGACGGUAUUAUUAUUAGGCAAUAAUAGGCUUAUGGUGGAACUGUGAAUGGAGGCUUGUGGAGAUUUCCCUCUCCAUUCCUGGUUUAGUGUAGCUUCUAAUUAGGCCCUGCACCAAACCCUUCACUUCCUGCCUGUCUGUCUGAUAUAAAAGGGCUGCUGAUGUCCCAUAGCACAUAUGUUCAGAGCCUGCUCUGUUUACACAUUGUAUUCCUGCACACAAACCAACCUCAUGCCAAGCCUAUGCUAUGCUCAACCCUUCAACACCGAGGUUGCCGCUGUUUAGAAUGCAGUCGUUGUCGCCAAGGGAAAUGGAUCCUCCGCUAUAACCUGAAACAUAUAACUUCCUCUCAGACAGACACAUUUGUAAUGGGGCUCUUUUUGGGUUCCGUCUUUUUCCAGUCGUUUUGUAAUUAUUUCCAGAUUAACGUCAAAGGAGGUUGUGAAGUUCUUUCAGUUAGAUGUGUUGCCAGUGUGCAGACUAAAGUUUCAUACUAUCAUGCUCUUUACCGUAGCAGAGAGGAGAGGAGGAGAGAGAGAGAGAAGAGAGAGGAGAAGACGAGAGAGCAGAGAGAGAGAGGAGAGAAAGAGAAGAGAGAGAGAGCUAGGAAAGCUUAGAGAGAGCGAGACUUGUCGUAAUCGAGUAAUCAUCUACUAGAGCUAUCUUCAGAUGCGCCUCUUCACGAGCGAUAAUACUCAAUAGAGGGGAGGAGGAUGCAGAUCUGCAGAGAUGAGCGGGUGCUACGAGAUCAGUAUGCUGAGAGCUCUACGAGGCGAGCAGAGACUGCGAGACGAAGAUCACUCUCCUUCCUCUCUCUUCCCUCUCUCUCUCUCUCUCUCUCUAUCUCUCUCUCUCUCUCUCUCUCUCUCUCUCUGCUCGCUCUUUGUCUCUGUCUCUCUCUUUCUCUCCACAGCACUGUAAACAUGGCCAGUGCAUUCCCAAGGAGCACGACGCCACCCCUGUGGAGGGGGCGUGGGGAGGCUGGUCUCCAUUUGGCUCCUGCUCGCGGACGUGUGGCGGGGGCAUCAAGAUUGCCGUGCGCGAGUGCAACCAACCUGUGUAAGCACAGUCUUUGUAGUCAUGCACAUCUACUGGACUGUGUCUCCCUACGAGCUGCCGUGGUCAACGUACCAUACCAUCAAGCCUCCUUAAAUGAAUUCUUUCCAUAGCAAUCCUAAAGUACAGUCACAGCAGAUUUGACGAUGUGUCUAUCUACCACCUUCCUCCAGGCCCAAGAACGGGGGGAAGUACUGUGUGGGGCGCAGGAUGAAGUUCCGCUCGUGUAACUCAGAGCCCUGCUCCAAGCAGAAGAAAGACUUCAGAGAGGAGCAGUGUGCUGCCUUCGAUGGCCGGCACUUCAACAUCAACGGUCUACCUCCUAACGUGCGCUGGGUACCCAAGUACAGCGGAAGUAAGAAAAUCUCCUCUCUCUUUAAGCCUUCUUGGUUUUGCAUCUUACUAACACAGAGAAAAAUAGACUGGACUGUUGGGCCUUUAGAAAGAGUGCCAUUGUAAGCUAACUAAGAUUUUCUGUAGAAGUGCAAAAAGCAUUCUGAGUGCUCUGUGAAUCAAUGUGAUAUAGCAUGAGGAGUCAUGUGAACUUGUUGGAACAUCCAAAUAGCUGAAUUUUCAUUAGCCCCUUUAAUGUGGUCAGUGGACUGUUUUCACCAUUCCCCCUUCCUCUUCUGUCCUGUAGUUCAGAUGAAGGAUCGCUGUAAGCUGUUCUGCAGGGUGGCUGGCAGCACGGCCUACUACCAGCUCAGGGACCGGGUCAUCGACGGCACGCCAUGUGGCCCUGACACCAACGACAUCUGUGUGCAGGGCCUGUGCAGGGUGAGACUGACACACAGCCUUUAACGACCUCAGCCUGACAGUUAACCUAAUAUGCCAUUCAUAACAGUCAUAAGAGCUGUUAUAACAGCUGUCAUAAUGGCAUUCUUUUAAAAUGAGGAGAAUAUUAUUCACGGAGGAGGUGUGGUUCUUCAUUUUACUGUACUGUUGAGCUAAAGCUCUAAAGCCCAUCAUCCCUAUUACAGGCAACUCGAACUAAAACCAAUUAUACCAGAAUAGAGUUUCACUGUGGUGCUGUUUACAAUAGAGAAUUCCUGUCAGGUGUGUUACAGUUACAUGAACUUAACACACUUAACCGGGUUAGAUUCUGUGUAUUAGGAAACAAUUCAUUAGGUCAUAGGGUUUUAUCCCUGCAUGCUGGUAGAGGGUUGCAGAGCACAGUACAGGAUUUCAUAAGAAAUUCCACUACUUUAAUGACACUUUUGCACAAAUACUAAAAUCCCAGCUGUGUCAAUGUUUAUCAAUGAGAUCCUGUCAAGCAAAUGAAUGUAAGAGUGAUGAGUCUCAUGCUGUAGUACUAACUGAUAUUUAUCCCUCCCUCUCAUCAUCUGACUUCCCCCCCCCCCCCACACACACUUUCUUCUCCUCCACUUCCUUCUCCUCAUUAUCCUCCUCUCCUUUCUCCUUCUCAUCCCUGUGCAGCAAGCGGGAUGUGACCAUGUGUUGAAUUCCAAGGCGAGGAGAGAUAAGUGUGGUGUGUGUGGCGGUGAUAACUCCUCGUGCAAGACCGUGGCAGGCACCUUCAACAUAGUGCGCUAUGGUGAGCCCAGUGCCAGUCAUGGUGUUCAAACUGUGUGUCAUCACAAUGACUAAAAAGUGUCAUUGAAACCUUUUCACUAUCCCAUUAUAUACUGAACACUGACCUAGUCAUGUCCACUCAGAGACGUUGAGUUCUCCUCUGCUUGUUGUGCUGCAGGAUACAACGAAGUGGUGAGAAUACCCAGUGGUGCUACAAAUAUUGAUGUGCGUCAACACAGCUACUCAGGGAAACCAGAGGACGAUAACUACCUUGGUAAGACUCAAACUCACUAUCAAAACACUUUUAGGGUCUUGUUGGCUGUGGAAUUUUAACAUUAGCUGGAGCAUUUGAUUUGUCACUGUCUGUCAUGUCAAAGUUCAGUAUGUCUAACAUUCAGAGGUGUCAACAGUAUUCUCUUCUUGAGCAGAUAUGUUAUGUCUGGUUGGUGGUGCUACUGUAGUGUUCUGCCUGUCCUCAGCUGAGAGCUUUGGAGGGCCCGUUGAACCUGGCAUGUUGGAGAGUUUGGGGCACACAUGCUAACGCGUUAAUUACCCAGAACUCACAUAGCCCUCUGGGUGUAAUUUCAUUCUCUCUGUGCUGCUCGUAAAAGCUACUAUGCUUGUGUUUCUUGGUGUUUCUUUGUUCGCGUGUGCAUGUGCGUGUGCGUGCGUGCGUGACUCUCUGCGGGUGUGCUGGGGCCUAAAGGGAACAGGGAGGGAACAGGGGGUAAGGGGGCUUGUGGGAAGUGGGCUGGUCUCUGUGGCCACAUUACUGUGAUGUGUGAAAUGGCGAGGAAAGUAACUCAGGAAAUUAGCUCCAUAAUCGCAUUAGUGUGAAUGUGUGCAGCAGACUGACUGAUGAACAGAACAGGAGGACUGAGAUUCCUCCAGUAGGAAUGUAGGAUUAUUUUACCCCAAUUAGGUUUAUCUGCUCUCUGUUGCAGGCCUUACUGUAAAUGAAAACAUCAGCUGUUAUGCUGCUCUAUGUUUUUAUCACUGUGUUAAGUGAAAGUUUGUUUACAGUUGACCGACUCUCUUUUCAAACCAACUCUACAGUAUGCCCAUGCAAACACUCUGCUCGAUUUCCUCAAGAGAAGGAAAAAGGAGUUUAGGGAACUCAUUAAAGACACUUGUGGUUUUUCACCCUGUCCCGUACUGUACUUUCAAAAUCUUAUGCCAUCUUAUUUAUCCAUGUAAGUGUCACCUCCUCUCUCUUUUCUGCAGCUGUUUCAAACAGUCGUGGUGACUUCCUGCUCAAUGGCGAGUUUGUGGUCAGCAUGUUUAAAAGGGAAAUCAAAGUGGGCAAUGCUGUCAUCGAGUACAGCGGAUCCGACCACGUCAUCGAGAGAAUCAACUGCACUGACCGCAUCGAGGAAGAGAUUAUUGUCCAGGUAACAACUUCUUACCUGACCGUUGAGAAGGUGACACAGUUAAUUUGGUUAUGAUACAAAUGGAACAGUGGAACUGUACUGAUUGUUCUGUUCCUCUGCCCUCCUCUCACUCCUCAGGUGCUUUCUGUAGGUAACUUGUACAACCCAGACGUCCGGUACUCCUAUAACAUCCCCAUCGAGGAUAAACCCCAGCAGUUCGUCUGGGACGCCUAUGGGCCCUGGCAGGACUGCAGCAGGCCCUGCCAAGGUGAGGGAUGGGAAGGGAACGUAAGGGGUGUAUGGGUUAGGGGGAUAAAGAGAAGAUGAGGGGAUGUUGGUGGAGAGUUGAGGUGGUGGAGGAGUGUGUGAAAGGUGAUGGGGUGUGGGUAAGGAGGUGUGGAGGAAGGUGAAAGGUUGAGGGAGAGAGGAGGUGAGGCUGUAGGUGGCUGUAUCUGACCACUAUUAAGUCCUCUAUAGUCGCCAAGGCUCCUGCAACCAAGGGUUUUCUAUGAUGUACUAAGAAUUUCUCAUGAAAUAGUGGAGAACAGUGGACCAUACAGUGCUGUCAGUGCGGUGUGAAGCAUCAGGAGUCAGAUGGAAUUCAGGUGCAAAAUUGGAUCUAUUAAUAUUGACAGGAUGUUGAUGGACACUGACUUAAAGACUUAUAGAGUCAAAAUAAUAAACAGAUAAUCUAAAGGGCCAAUAUACUGAAUCUACAUUUGCCUUCUAAUACAGAGUAAUAAUAAUAUAUGCCAUUUAGCAGACGCUUUUAUACAAAGCAACUUACAUUUUACGUAUGGGUGUUCCUUGAAAUCAAACCCACUACUCUGGCAUAACAAGCGCCAUGCUUUACCAACUGAGCUACAAAGGACCACUUUCAAACAAGACAGAGCACCUUUAACUUUGACAUAGCGUCAAUAAUUCCUCACACAGCUGAGUUUAGCAGAGUCUGGGACAACAUGUCACUCCAGCCUAUGCGCUCUUGAAAAUUAUUCCUCUUCGGUAGUGUUUUAGGGCAGACUACACCUGAAACGUUGUAUUGCCGCCCACUACUGGAUGUGGGAAAUAAAAAAGGGAGGAAAUCCCAAACAAAAACCCCUCAGUCCUUCAAAAUACACUCAGAGCCCUACUCAGAUCUGGUGACCUGAGGGGACAGAACUGCUGCUCCAUUCAGUACGCCAUGCAGCUCCUCACCUGUUUCAUCCUUCAUUCCCAAGACGCGUUCAGCUGCAGAUAAGAUGAUAUCGAUCUUUCUUGAGUUCUUAUCCACUCCUGCAGUGCAGUUUAUCACCAUAGCAAUAAAUUACAAAAAAUUGACUUUCUUCACGACAAGGAUAUCUGGAUCCUGCACCUUGCGAACGGAACCCACAGCACUGAACUUCGGUGUCUCUGCCUCUGCAUAGGAGACACGCUGAACAGCUCUUAUCCUAGCGAUCUCUGCCUCCUUCAACUUUACAGGACAUUCAGGGAACUCAUGCUUCCCACCACAAUUGCGACAUGCAACGUCAUCUUCCACAGCAAAACAAUCACUCAAGUCAUACUCUCUGGAAACACUUGACACAUGUCCAAACGCUUUGCAGUUGGAACACUGCAGUAACCUGGGGACAAAUGCCCUCACAGUGUAACUCACAUAUGCCAUCUUGACAUGUAUAGGGAGCGACUCCCCAUCAAAAAACAGUAACACAGACGUACUCUCUACCUUCUUUUCAUUCACGCCCUUGAUUGGUGCCCUGCUCCGAAAAUCGAAGGUAGUCACCUCUUUCUCCUUGAUUCUGGUGAGGCACAACGCGCGCUCCUUUUACCACCACAAACCGAUGCUGGCACUAAGACCACACUCAACGAGCUGUAUAAGGCCAUAAGCAAACAAGAAAAUGCUCAUACAGAGGCGGCGCUGCUAGUGGCCAGGGACUUUAAUACAGGGAAGCAUGGACUACAAAGGGAAGCACAGCCGCGAGCUGCCCAGUGACGAGCCUACCAGACGAGCUAAAUUACUUCUAUGCUCGCUUCGAGGCAAGCAACACUGAAACAUGCAUGAGAGCAUCAGUUGUUCCGGAUGACUGUGUGAUCACGCUCUCCAUAGCCGAUGUGAGUAAGACCUUUAAACAGGUCAACAAUCAGACGGAUUACCAGGACGUGUAUUCCGAGCAUGCGCUGACAACUGGCAAGUUUCUUCACUGACAUUUUCAACCUGUCCCUGACUGAGUCUGUAAUACCAACAUGUUUCAAGCAGACCACCAUAGUCCCUGUGCCCAAGAACACUAAGGUAACCUGCCUAAAUGACUACCGACCCGUAGCUCUCACGUCUGUAGCCACAAAGUGCUUUGAAAGGCUGGUCAUAGCUCACAUCAACACCAUUAUCCCAGAAACCCUGGACCCACUCCAAUUUGCAUACCGCCCCAACAGAUCCACAGAUGAUGCAAUCUCUAUUGCACUCCAAACUGCCCUUUCACACCUGGACAAAAGGAACACCUACGUGAGAAUGCUAUUCAUUGACUUCAGCUCAGUGUUCAUCACCAUACUGCCCUCAAAGCUCAUCACUAAGCUAAGGACCCUGGGACUAAACAUCUCCCUCUGCACCUGGAUCCUGGACUUCCUGACGGGCCGCCCCCAGGUGGUAAGGGUAGGUAACAACACAUCUGCCACGCUGGUCCUCAACACCGGGGCCCAUCAGGGGUGCGUGGUCAGUCCCCUCCUGUACUCCCUGUUCACCCAUGACUGCAUGGCCAAGCACGACUCCAACACCAUCAUUAAGUUUGCCAACGACAGAACAGUGGUAGGACUGAUCACUGACAACAAUGACAGCCUAUAGGGAGGAGGUCAGAGACCUGGCCGUGUGGGGCCAGGAUAACAACCUCUCCCUCAACGUGAUCAAGACAAAGGAGAUGAUUGUGGACUACAGGAAAAGGAGGACCGAGCACACCCCCAUUCUCAUCAACGGGGCUGUAGUGGAGCAGGAUGAGAACUUCAAGUUCCUUGGUGUCCACAUCACCCACCAGCUAUCAUGGUCCAGACACACCAAGACAGUCGUGAAGAGGGCACGACAAAGCCUACUCCCCCUCAGGAGACUGAAAGGAUUUGGCAUGGGUCAUCAGAUCCUCAAAAAGUUAUACAGCUGCACUAUCGAGAGCAUCCUGACUGGUUGCAUCACCGCCUGGUAUGGCAACUGCUCGGCCUCCGACCGCAAGGCACUACAGAGGGUAGUGCGUACGGCCCAGUACAUCACUGGGGCCAAGCUUCCUGCCAUCCAGGACCUCUAUACAAGGCGGUGUCAGAGGAAGGCACUAAAAAUUGCCAAAGACUCCAGCCACCCUAGUCAUAGACUGUUCUCUCUGCUACCGCACGGCAAGCGGUAUCGGAGCGCCAAGUCUAGGUCCAAAAGGCUUCUUAACAGCUUCUACACCCAGCCAUAAGACUCCUGAACAGCUAAUCAAAUGGCUACCCGGACUAUUUGCAUCUUUUUACGCUGCUGCUGCUCUCUGAUUAUUAUCUAUGCAUAUUCACUUUACCUCUACCUACAUGUACAUAUUACCUCGACUAACCUGUGCCCCCGCACAUUGACUCUGUACCGGUACCCCCUGUAUAUAGCCUCACUACUGUUAUUUUACUGCUGCUCUACAAAGAUUUGUUAUAUUUUUCUUCCUUUUUUAUUUUUAAUUAUGUUUUUUUUAACUUAACACUUAUUUUUCUUAAAACUGCAUUGUUGGUUAAGGGCUUGUAUUCGGCGCAUGUGACAAAUAACAUUUUAUUUGAUUUAUUGACGUUUUUUGCUUUGCCAUCAACUCCAAUUCGGCUGGGGGGCACAGAAUAUUCUCCUCCUAGUCCGUUUAUUAAAUAGCAUAGGCUACAGUAACGAAUAAUAGCAACAGCAAAAUACAUCACAUUUUUACUAAAUAUGUUUGGAGUUUUGGCAGUCAACAUUGUUGUACUUGCUUCACCUAUACAGGUCGUUCCACCAAUUGGGUGCCUUUUGAGUAGAGUAACUUGGUGAUUUAUUAACCUAAUUUUAACGUUCUGUCAUAAGGAGCACCUGUUCAUCUUAAUAAAAAACAUGUUUUGCCAUCUCAAGAGGUUAAAUAAACAAAAUGAUGAUAGUAAGUGCCUAUUAAGUGCCAGGUAAAGUAACAGGGUUGUCCAUAACAGGGUUGAUGAUUUAAUCUUAAAUCAGCCAUAAAUACCGCUGUGCAACAGAGAGGGGGGUGAUUAAAUUAAAGCUUGACAAAAACUAUUGAAAUUGUUAAAACAUUUCUAGUCUGUCUAUCUAUGGGUAACAGGGUUGACAUAAUAUGCUCAAUUUUCCACCACAAAACACCAGAAAAUUGCAUAAAAAGAUUAGAACCAGCUCACCUGCUUUUACACUAGGGUUUGACAAUAAUGUUUAUUUAGAAAAAAAUAUUUAAAAGGAAUAGUUUCACCAUAUUAAAAUGAGAGUUCAGUUCACAUAACAGGGUUGACCUUAAAAUGAGGGACAGUUUAUUUUUAUGGAUCACUAAUCACAUUAAAUAAAUAAAUAACAAUCACCAGAAAUGACUUCGUCAAAGCAACAUAAUAACUAAGGCUUUACAAUGAUUGUGAAAACUUUGAGAAAUGUUGGGGUUAAGUCACAGAGGGUGCACAGAGGGACAUGUCAAAAUGCUGAAUUGUGGCACGUUAGAUUUAUUAAAUUUUCCAUGUGGUGUAUAUUAAAGGGCAAUUUAUUUAAUAUAACAGGCUUUGAAAAUACAAUAUUGGUGCACAAUUUCUACUGAAAAUAUGAAAGGGACUCAAAAGGCACUCAUUUCGUGGAACGACCCAUACAUGCAUGUCUUUACGCAUCGCUCUUCUCCUGAAAUAAAGAAUACUACGCUCCCUUUAAAAUGUUUGUAGGCUAUGUGUGAGGCACAUUUGCAAUAAGCAAAAUAUAGGCCUAUCCAUCAUUGAUAUGGCAUUAUAGGACUGAAUAAUUUGAAUAAGAAAGGAGGACUGUGUUUUUGGUAACCGGACAACAGGCACUCUGGAAAUGGGGAUGAUAUCAGCGAAAUUGAAUAUGCAGGUAGGACUAUGUUAAUUGUAAAUAAUGCAAAAGCAAAACGGCAAAAGCCUCGCUUAGAAACCUUUUAUGGAUGGGCUACUUGGCUUACGCAUGGCCAGGAUAAGAAAGAUACCUGACUUAUUGCUGCUGAACCACCUUUCAUUAUAGUAGUGUAAGGGUAGCCUACUGAGGACUUGGUUUUUAAUCUAAUGAAACGAAAAACAAGCAAUUGUUACAGGAAAAUAACUUAAAUGUUUCUAAAUACGAGGGUCACUGGCAUCAUCUCUCAUUCUAAGAGCUGGCUAAAAUAAAGUUGCCUACAAUACAUAGAUUAAAAGGGGAUGUCCGCUUACUGUUUUACUGCUCCCAACUUGAUCUUUUAAUAACACUUUGGUGAUAAAGAUUUAUUAAAAAGCUGUCUCAUGAGCCAAACCCUUUAAUGAUAGUCUUGGUUACUUGGCGAAUGGAUAUGGCAGGAGAAGAAAUAAACAGACCCAAGGCUAUGCUUGGUUUCUAAUUAAAUUAAACAAAAUGGAAAAAACAUUGUUUUUUCAUGUUUCUAAAUACAAGGUUCACAGGCACAAAAAGCACAUAUCUCUUGUUCCAUGAGCAUAUGGGCACUGUGCGUCACGGCUGGAUAGGCUGGCUUCCGCUGUCAAAAUCCAUGACAUAAUCAACCGUGUUACCGCUAAGACCUGCUUUUGGUGAGUCUUAAAUCUCCCUAUUUGCGCUGAAUGAAAUGGUCACUUUUGCGCUAGUUUUAAGGACACACCUCAAAUAUUCCCACCCUUCCCACCUCAGGGCAAGUAAGCUGAUGUUAGACAGGUAAAUUUGCGGAACCUAACGUUUGACACCUGGCUGACAAUAGAGCCUGUAGUGUCUUUCUUCACUAAUACAUUUCUAUUUAUCUAUGUGGAUUUACUGCCAGUUUUACUGAUUUACAGCUUAUAAUGCUUGGUUAUAAAAAUUGAGAACAGAAGGUAUAGAUGGAAGAGUGAUGUUUCUUAGAACGCUUUUUGAAAAAAACUGAUUUUGCUAUGAUUUAAACAAUGGGGACAUCAAACGCGAUUCCUGGAGGCACACACUCCUGCUGAUUUAGACUCCCAAGGAAUACAAGCUUGCAUGAACUUUCUAGCCAAUCAAUUGAUCAAUUCAAUGCCAGUGACUUGGAGGAACUAAAAGCAGCAGGACCAUGACCAAGGAACUAAACCCUCUCUCCCACCCCAUCAGGAGAGCGUAAGAGGAAGAUCCUGUGUAGUAGAGAGUCAGACCGUGUGGUGGUCUCAGACCAGAGGUGCCAUGGGGUCGCCAGACCAGCCAUGGUCACAGAACCCUGCAACGCAGAGUGUGAAAUCAGGUACUACCUAAACCACUCUCAAUCGCUUUACCUGUCUGUGUCGCAGAUUAUUUUUCUUUAUAUCUCUGAUAUGUAUGCUGAAUUAUUGGUUAAGGGUUUGUAAGUAAGCAUUUCACGGUAAGGUCUACACCUUACUUGUAUUCGGCGCAUGUGACAAAUAAAAUGUUAUUGUAUUUUAUUUUAUUUUAAUUUGUUUGAUACAAAGUUCAGUUUUAUCCUGUCAGCGUCUUUCACCUUUGACCUUUCCUGUCUGUGUAGGUGGCAUGUGGCGAGGAAGAGCGAGUGUACAGUCCCAUGUGGAGUGGGAUAUCGUACGCUGGAGAUCUACUGCGCCAAACUCAGCCGUGCCGAUGGAAAGACCCAGAAGGUGGACGAGCGUUACUGCAGCAGUCAACGCAAACCUGAAGACAAGGAGAGUUGCCAAGGAGACUGCAACCCAGGCGGAUGGGAGUACUCAUCUUGGUCAGAGGUGAGACCGCCUGUCAUGGUUUUGGGGGGUUUAGAAAAAGAGAAGGAAAAGGCUUAAUAUGUGUGUGCGGGUGUUGCAGUGUUCCAAAAGCUGUGGCGGAGGGUCCCGGCGUCGUGCGGCUGUGUGUGGAAAGUCUUCUGAGGCGGGAAGUGAUGAGAGCAAGUGCAGUCAGAGAGACAAGCUGACCACCGUCCAGAACUGCAAUGAGUUCCUAUGUCCCAUGUGGAAGACCGGAGACUGGUCUGAGGUCAGUUAUAUGGAGAAUGUUUGGACUACGCUUUGGGAAUGUUACUUAUCAUUUGAAGUUAAUUGAGGAAUUUUGAAAUGUUAGAAUUUUGAACCCAGAUGGCCUUUUUACACUACGACCAGUUUGCAGCCAAAUCAGGGUUCUGAUUCUACACCUGACAGCUGACGUAGUGUAAAAAUAACAUUUGCAGGACAGAAUUAUGGGAAUAAUCUUUAAUUUUUUUGACUAAGGAAUUCUACUCCUGAUAUAAAGAGGAAGUAUUAAAAAUGUAAAAAUGACUGAGCGCCAGUGAAGUGGGUCAAAGGAAAUCCUAAUGUUGAUAAUAAGUGUCCUUGGUAUGUCUUGUCAUGUACGGUGCAUAACUGUACCAGUGUUUGUGGGGUAAUAACUAGCUUUAUUGUAUAGUUUACACAUUCUGUCCAAGCAGCUCAAAAGGCUUUGAGUGCGCCUACACAAACAAACACAUACUGUACACACAUAGCUAGCCUACUGUACAUGUCAAUCUAUGUGCCCCUGUUUCUCAUUGUGCCCGAUGACUGUUGUUGCAGUGCCUGGUGACGUGUGGGAAAGGGUACAAGCAUCGGCAGACAUGGUGCCAGUUUGCGGAGGACCGACUGGACGACCGCUUCUGUGACUCUAUGUCCAAGCCUGAGUCAGUCCAGACGUGUCAGCAGCAGGAUUGUGCUUCGUGGCAGGUCGGACCUUGGGGACAGGUGAGUCACGCCUGUUGGAAAGUUGACAUACAGUACAGUGACAUGUUUAUGAGAGUGGUGACAUGGCUUUGUGACAGGUAAUAUUAUGAUCUGUUUGCCAAGUGGCACACACUAUGUUCCAGGUGACAUCUGUGGCUUACAGUCACCCCCUGUUCCUCAAAGACAAUAGUGUUGUGUCUUGUAACAGCUAACGAUUAUGUGAACAUAUUAUGUGUCAUUCCAACUGUGUCCAAAGGUUUCUAAUAUUAGAAUAUGACCCAAUGAAGCAGCUAUUUAUACAAUCUAUCAUAAUAAACCCAUUUUGCUUCAGAGUUUUAGCUAUGUGGAACUCUGUCCAUGAGGCUAUACAGAGGCUAAUGUGAUUUAAAAAAAUUAUCUCAUAUGAACUUUCUCUAGAUCACAGGAGGUUGGUGGCACCUUAAAUGGGGAGGACAGGCUUGUGGUAAUGGCUGGAGCAGAAUCAGUGGAAUGGUAUCAAAUACAGUACAUCAAACACAUGGUUUCCAUGUAUUUGAUGCCAUUCCAUUCGCUCCGUUCCAGCCAUUAUUAUGAGCCGUCCUCCCCUCAGCAGCCUCCACUGCUCCAGAUGUAGAACAAUGACAGGAGAAAGAUAAGCUAAGCCACUCAUUUAGUCUAUCCCCCAUUUACUCUGCUGUUUAGGCACAUUGCUGACCAUGCCAAAAUAAGCAUACACAAUCUGUACACAAUCUGUGUAGACAUACUCCCCUAUGCUUAUGCUUGCUAAUGCAUCACCAGUUUAUAUCUCUCAGAACGGAAAAAAAACCUUCUCUGUAGCAAUUCUUAGGCUAUAGACUUUAAAAGGUAUCGCAACGUUUUGCAAAUCAAAACUGGGCACUUCAUCUUAACACAGCUUGUGUGUGCAAACUGCCUAUAAGCCUAAACGUGUGACAGAGAUGGUGUUCCUAUACCAUGGAAUACGCAAUCAUGCUAAAUGUAUAUUUGAAGCCGUUUAAUGAAGCGCGUGGAAUCUUAGCUGAAGUUGCUGUCACACAAGUUUGACCUCGUUUCAUUGGAGUCAGUGAGGUAGAAGAGAGUGUGGUGUGUACCCACUGACUUGGCUACAGUGGAAAAAAAGAAGUAGAAAGUAGAUUAAUUACUCAUGCAUUAUGAUCCUCAAGGCUGUUAUCUGCUGGCACUAGUCUGACCAUGCUAGUCAGGGAGAGCCCUUCUUUUCCUUUUAGUUACUCAUUUUUGGGAAGAUUUGCUAUGUUGGCUUGUUUUUGUCCCUCUCUGACUAUCUCUCUCUCCCUCUCUUUCUCUCUAUCUUUCUCUCCAUCACUCUCUUUCUUUAUAUCCCUCUUUUCUCUUACUCUCUCUUUGGUGAACUCAGUGCACUACCUCGUGUGGACCCGGCUACCAGAUGCGAGCCGUGAAGUGCGUUGUGGGGUCAUACGGAUCCGUCAUGGAUGACACUGAAUGUAACGCUGCCACGCGGCCCACUGACACUCAGGUAAGGACACAGUCCACUAAGACCCAUCUCAACAUCUCUAUAACUUCCCCUCAUCUCCUCUGCACUGAUCUGGACAAUUGACAUGGGAUAAGUGAAAGCAAUGUAGUGGAUGCCUUCACAUUUUGUGAAAAUGCUUUUAUAUACUGCCCUUGGAUACUACUCAGUUUUCAAGUGAUAUUUGUGAGAAUAUAACUUCUAGGGAGGCCUACAUGCAAUUUUCUCAAUAUUAGGCCACCCAGGGCUUGACUGUCAGACUCAGUAGAACACACAAGACCCUAACCUGCUCCUGACACUUGAAUGCUUGGUUGUGAGCUGACCAUGUGACUUGCCCUAUCUCCUCAAGUUGUAGAAUGUUGUUUAAUACUAUAGUGAGGAAAGGGGGGUUCCCCAUGCAGGCUGAGACACAGGUACAGUCAAUGGCACACUGUGAGGUAGGAAGGAAGUCCCACACCCAGUCCAUUACAACCUGGACUCAAUAAGGCCUUCUUGUCUAGAGGGGGGUUGGAGGGGGGCUGUGCUGGGCCGCUCUUACCCCCAGACGGAGACACAUAGCUGGGAUUGUCUCCCUCCAGCAGUCCGUCCCCUUACCAAGCAUGAGGGAGCAGGAAAGAGGGCCUGUCCAUGGCAGGUACGCACAACAGCUCCUGUCAAGGAGCAGGAGGGGGUCUGGGGGUGGGUGAUCGAGGGGGAGCUGGCUCUAACCCCAGAAACAGAAAGAUUUUGCGGUAACAGUAGGCCACGGGGCAGGGCUGGUGACGGGGGAAAACAUUCCUGGAUUAUUUGUGGAAAAUGUCCUCACCUUGGUUAUGUAAGUCACACCUACAGUCUGCUAUGGGUAUCAUUUGUCUGUAAAAAAGUAUUGUAGUAUAGUAUAAUAGUCUAGUUUCCCACCUUAAUGUCUGUCUGUUAACAGUCUUGUAUUGGAGUUUCAUAGGCUGGUUCUCCCCACUUUAUGUGAACCUAUCUUUAAAACCUCUUCAGUAAGACAAUUCCUGCUCUGUUGAAGUGUCAUGACCAAGACAUAGACAGUGAACACAAACAGUUCUGGACUAAUUUGCCCACAUUUCACUAGCCUCUACUUUUAUGAACCUCUCCAUGCAUCAGUUUAGUUUAUUAGGGCUUGCUUCUUUCUUCUUCAUGCUAAUAGUGGGAAGGCAGGAUGGACCGUUUUUCCGGGGCAUGGCGAGCGGGUCGUGGUUGAGUGGGGUGUGGAGGGGUUGGGUGUGGAGGGGUGAGCCAUAAACACAGGCUGAGACUCCGGUCACAGGGAGGCCCCCCUGGUCCAGGCCUUAAUUCCCGACUCAGCCAUCAGGCCCAGUGACCCUGAACCAGUCACUUCAUCUCCCUGUGAUUCCAGCCAGUCAUCCGUGAAGUCGGCUCUGAGGCCGCCCACCCUAAACCACUCCGGGGCUGGAAAAGGGGGAAAGAAGACAGAAUGGAGCUUAUGUUUCAGGACGCCUGUCUCUACCUCAGUUGACCAGUGAGUAGGAGGAGAGAAAACCAAAAAAUACACAACGAUGACUGAACACUUGCCUCCUACACACCUACCCACAGACGGGAACACAACAUGGGUCUUUCUAUAAACUAGGGUACCAGUGAGCAUUUCUUGUCGUGGACAACUGUUUGGAGCUGUUGCAAAGUCAUUAAUAAUAAUUUGCCUCUUUUUAAUGUGAAUACAUUAAGAUAUAAAGGGGGAACAUAGAUACAUUCAAUAUAAUUCACAAGUCGAAUGAAAACCUUUGUUUAAACUCUUCACAGAUUUGGCAAAAAUCUCGUGACAUAAAAUAUUACCAUUCUUUCCUUACAUUUAUGAUACUGCUGUUUGUCAUUAUAUCAUAUACUAAGAAUUUAACAAUUGAAUUACACAUCGAAAUUGAUCCUGUAACAUUUCUGGAUAUAGGCUCUUUUUUGUAUGGAGAUCUCAGAAGUGCACUGUAACCUCGUAACAUUUCGUAUUUCCCUAUGUUAUGGUGUGAAAACAGUUUUCAUAGGCACACAUAUCCAAAAUAAUGAAUGGAUUGCAAAAUUGAAUGCUUCUAACAGAAAGAGCAACUUUAACAAGAUUAAUAAAACAAAAAUCGAUACUGUCAUUAACGGGGUUCUUCAAUAAUUAUAGUUGUUUGAUGAGCAUUUUAUGUUUAGCUGUUUAGUUAAGUGGGGAAAUUAUCGUGCAACAUCAGCUGAUUCAGGAAAGGAUUGUGAAGUGAUUAAAAGCUGGUGUGAUACAGCAUGUGAUUGAACAAUUAAUGUUGAUCUGGAGAAUUGACAGAACAUUUUGGUGUCUAUAUUGUUGUGGCGGUCAAGUUAAUUAGCCUAUGUCGUGGACAACAUUAUGUCAAGAUUCCUGAGGUAAGAUUACGUACGGUCCGUGUACUUUUUGAUCGCAGUAGCAGUGUGUGUGUAAAAUCACCGGUGAACCCAAGCCCAACCAAAUAUAAGCCAUAUUACAACCUAUGUUUUGUGAUAGUUGCGUUGUUUGCUCUAUAAACACAUGCCUUGACACCGUGAUAUAAAGGCCUAAGGCCGAAACAAUAAGAAGGCAGUGGCUGAAUAAAUUCAACCACACCUUUGUUUCAUCACAAAACCAGAGAGCAACAUCUGUCCGGUGGAGUUUACAAAGCAUAUUGCAUACAGCAUGGUCAAGCAAGUUAAUGUUCCCGACAUUUUCGGACCACUAAACAACUAUUGAUUUAGAACCUCGGAGAGUUACCACAAGUCGCAAAGAAAACAGGCGCUGCCUCCACUAAUCCAGCACCAUUUCAUCUUUAACAUUUCAACAUGAUCUAAUCUCCUAUGCUUAGUUUAAUACAGUGACAACUAAAAGAUACCAAAAACGAUUUAGUCCAAUAAACGCAAGCUAAAUAUUAUGUGGCUUUACAUGGUACUGAUUUCUGUGUGUGUGUGUGUUUGUGUGCGUGCGUGCGUGCAUGCUUGCAAGUAGAAAAAACAUGUUAACUCACUCUUGUAGACAAACGCCAAUGCCAUCCUCCUCUUUCAAGUUACCCAAAAUGUCUAUGAGUCUGUCAUACAGUACACGCUUUAAGUUUUUGUUGUCCUAGGCUACCUGGCUAAAAUGCUUGCUCACUAGCCUAACUUGCGCCAGGCCAGCUAGUUAACAUUAGCCUACUACAUCUAGCUACAUGUUGAACUUCUAUCCUCUUAGGCCAUGCGCACAAUGUAUUAAUUUAUGGUUGGAUCACAAUCACUGUUAUAAUCAUUGGCCAGUACAGAGAAUUAAGUAAAACGUAUUAAAAAGUAUUAAGUCCAAAGCCCUAUCUCCAUCCAUGGCUAAUUUAGGAACGGGACGAUUUUAGCAAGCUAGCUAGCCACCGGAGGACAAUAACACAAUGAGAUGCAACAAUUCAAUGACGUUUGGCUUAUGAUAUGAUUGGUGUGAAACCAAAUCCAAACUGGCUUCCCUUGACAUUUUUUCUUUGGUGUGCCAGGGCCAUUCACAGCUGAACUCAUUCAGUUUAGCGCAACGCUGAUUGGCUAUUAUUUAUUUUAACAACAUUUCAAGGGAGGCCAAAUGCUCACUGGCUUACCUUAGAUAGAUGGGUUACACGUACUGUGAAAGAGGGGCACUGUUUUGUUCACUUGGAUGCUUUCUCCGGUGAGAUACAUUCAGCCUCUUGCAAAUUGAAGUACAUUUUGGAAACACAGAGAUGAAAUUAUUUUGUUUCUUUUUUUCUUGGUACAUUUUUUGGGGAAGCCUGGCUUCCCUUGGCAGCCAUGAAUACACGCCACUAUUUGAUCGUUUGUUUUCCGAGUUAAAAUGGCGCAAUCGGGAAAUAAAAAACGGCUUGUUUUUCAUUUUUGCAUAUGAAACCCCAAAAAGUAUUUGAUAUUUCGAUGUUCGCAUGUGGAUGGGGUUAAGUAUGGAAUGCCUGUCAUUGGUUAAGUGCACAGCCAAUACUUCCUGUCCUUUCAAAGUAGGACUUCACCCUUCUAACUGUUUUGCCCGUGCUACAGAAGGCUAUAUUGGUCCGCUAAUAAAGGACUAGUAAAGGUCCAGUGCACUACUUUUGUGAAAAAAAAUUAUGUAAGAAAUAAAAUAAUAAUUGCCUGCACUACAGACAGCUACAUCUGUCUGCUAAUAUAGGACUAGUAAAGUCCCAGUGCACUACUUUUGUGAAGGAAAAACAUUUCUCCCCCAAAAGCUACAACAUGUUAGUAAUAUAUACACUACCGUUUUCGAAAGAAAAGCAAUUUUUUUUGUCCAUUAAAAUAACAUCAAAUUGAUCAGAAAUACAGUGUAGACAUUGUUAAUGUUGUAAAUGGCUAUUGUAGCUGGAAACGGCUGAUUUUUUAUGGAAUAUCUACAUAGGCGUACAGAGGCCCAUUAUCAGCAACUAUCAGUCCUGUGUUCCAAUGGCACGUUGUGUUUGCUAAUCCAAGUUUAUCAUUUUAAAAGGCUAAUUGAUCAUUAGAAAACCCUUUUGCAAUUAUGUUAGCACUGCUGAAAACUGUUGUGCUGAUUAAAGAAGCAAUAAAACUGGCCUUCUUGAGACUAGUUGAGUAUCUGGAGCAUCAGCAAUUGUGGGUUCGAUUACAUGCUCAAAAUGGCCAGAAACAAAUAACUUUCUUCUGAAACUCGUCAGUCUAUUCUUGUUCUGAGAAAUGAAGGCUAUUCCAUGCGAGAAAUUGCCAAGAAACUGAAGAUCUCGUACAACGCUGUGUACUACUCCCUUCACAGAACAGCGCAAACUGGCUCUAACCAGAAUAGAAAGAGGAGUGGGAGGCCCCGGUGCACAACUGAGCAAGAGGACAAAUACAUUAGAAUGUCUAGUUUGAGAAACAGACGCCUCACAGGUCCUCAACUGGCAGCUUAAUUAAAUAGAACCCGCAAAACACCAGUCUCAACGUCAACAGUGAAGAGGCAACUCCAGGAUGCUGACCUAGGCAGAGUUGCAAAGAAAAAGUCCUGUGUCUGUGUUCUUUUGCCCAUCUUAAUCUUUUAUUUUUAUUGGCCAGUCUGAGAAAUGGCUUUUUCUUUGCAACUCUGCCUAGGUCAGCAUCCCGGAGUCGCCUCUUACAUUUUACAUUUACAUCAUUUAGCAGACGCUCUUAUCCAGAGCAACUUACAGUUAGUGAGUGCAUACAUUAUUUUUUAUUAUAUAUUUUUUCAUACUGGCCCCCCGUGAGAAUCGAACCCACAACCCAGGCGUUGCAAACGCCAUGCUCUACCAACUGAGCUACAUCCCUGCCGGCCAUUCCCUCCCCUACCCUGGACGACGCUGGGCCACUGGCCCCAUGGGUCUCCCGGUUGCGGCCGGCUACGACAGAGCCGUUGACGUUGAGACUAGUGUUUUGCGGGUACUAUUUAAUGAAGCUGCCAGUUGAGGACCUGUUUCCUCCACUUCUUGCCUCUCCUUGAAAGUGCAUUCCAGUCUGAGGGAAGGAACCUUUAACUCAAGGAAAUGUAAUUGCGAUUCUCCCCUUUCCCCCAUUCCUCACCUCCCUCUCAAAGCACAUUGGGGGAGAGGAGUUAAGGUUCCUCCCCUCAGGCUGCAAUGCACUUUCAAGGAGAGGCAAGGAGUGGAGGAAACAAGGACAGAGGAAGAAAGAAUUUGACUGCUAGUUUUUAGACACAGACUCACACACACAAUGCUUGAAGAGUUUACUGAUUAUAAUGAUUUCAUUAUUGGUUAUUAUUAUUGUCAAUGAUUUUGUUGACAGAACCCAUUGUAUUAUUAUUAUUUCAUUAUAUUAUAUUAUUAUAUCAACUAUUAAAACAUAUAGAAAUGCUGUUGUUUAUCUUUUUCAAUCUUCAGUAAUGUUUAGCAUGGCUUUAAAUGAUAGAGAAUUUGACCAAUGCACAAAAAGACCUGGCAACUAGGCAUGACAAAGAAACAUGAGGUGUCCAUGUUUCUUGUGACAUUUUGAAUGACAUGUAGAUGUUUUGUUGUUUCUAGGUGGAGUUAUGGUCUCAUUGUGCCUAUCUAGACUUUUAUUCCUGUAACUACACAUGUGAAGCUGCAAGAAAAUCAUAUUUAAAUGUAUAUUAAACCAUUUAGAAAUGUUGACCCUGAUGUCACACAUUGGCCCCUUUUAUUUAUAUAAAGACCCACAUACAUCAACACACACCCACAGAGUCAAAGACAGGUCUUGGUUGCCUCCUUCAUUCUUUCUCUUAUUAUUCCCACCACCACCAUGUUUUACGUGGAGGCUGUGUUCUCCAGCCUGCCUGGCUGCCAGUGUCCGCUUUGUUUCCACUCAGAGGAUGAGUGUGGAACGUGGAGCCCUCUAUAACACAGCUAUACCUGAGUUAGACCCCUCUCUGCUCACCUCUCUGCUCAACCCAGAACUAGGGGGUCAAAGGUCAUGAGAGGGCUCUGGGGAGGAGAGCACGGCGGAAGAAGGAGGAGCCCAGUAACACGCCAGUGUUGGCAUUGGAGACUGGGAUACCUCUCCACUGUGUCCCGUUAUGACAGGCAUCAGGUUAUUCAGAUGGUUGGCCUUAUGUGGAGGGGCUUAACGCUGUCUAUUUCUGGGAUCCGUCAGAGUAACACUGUUACUUUUAGUCUGAUGAGUCUGAUGAUGGGGACACUUCUGUCAGAGAUGUACAGUAAGUAGAUGACAGUAUUGUAUGCUGUGUUUCUGUCACUGUAAUUGGUUUAAUGGAUGUGUAUGUUUGUGUCUGUAGGACUGUGAACUUGCCCAGUGUCCCGUCAGCCACCCGGUUCCCCCGGGGACCAAAGUGCCCUCCCACCUCCCACACAAAACCCAGUGGAGGUUCGGCUCCUGGACACAGGUUGGUUCUAUCGGUUACUUACUCCACCACUCAAUGCAGCAAUUACAUACUGUGUGUGUUGUACUGUAUUGUACUGUAACUGUACUGAUUGCCUCCAUCUCCACCACAGUGUAGCGCCACCUGCGGCAAAGGGACCCGGAUGCGCUAUGUCAGUUGCCGUGACAACCAGGGUGGGGUUGCGGAGGAUUCUGCCUGCUCCCACCUGGCCAAGCCCCCAGCCAGGGAGGUGUGCUCUGUAGUGGCCUGCGGACAGUGGAAGGUCCUGGAAUGGACAUCUGUAAGUAACUACUUUCGUUCAAUCAACCACCAAUGUUUAAUGCAUUUACCAUUUACACUUAAAAUAUUUUACAUUACUACAGGGUCUUGUGGGUAAGGAUAUUAUGUCCACAUAUCCAUUAUAUCCAUUGCUAAUGUCUUUAAAGUUCCAAUGCAGCUGUUUUUAUAUCAAUAUCAAUAUCUGGGUAACAAUUAAGUACCGUAUUUUCCGCACUAUAAGGCGCACCGGAGUAUAAGCCGCAGCAGCUAAAUUGAAUGAUGUGUACAUAUAUAAGCCGCACUGGACUAUAAGCCGCAGGUGUUUUAAUGUUUAAUUACCAUAUGUAAGGGUUCGUGCACAGAGGGGAUUGUCGGGAAAGAGACAAACUGUCUCGCUCUCGUAAUGUCUGUCUGUCUUGCUCUCGUUCUGUCUCUCGUUCUGUCUCUCGUACCACUCUCGGUUCCACUUUUACUUUUGCGCGCUACCUGUCUCACUCUUUUCCAGCCUCCAGCUUUUCCUGCUGGAGCCCGUCGCUUAAAGGUGGGGGGCACGGACCGGUCAUAGAGCCCAUAGAGUUAAAGUUGGUGGACUGUAACCUGUCAAAUCCAUAGAUUUAGGAGGUCUUCUAGUGGCCGUUAGCUGUAAAAAUCCAUAGAUUAGCCGCACCGUUAUAUAAGCCGCAGGGUCGAAAAAUGGGAAAAAAGGCGCGGCUUAUAGUCCGAAAAUUACGGUACCUUACUGUGAUUAAAAUGGUCAAAAAGAAACAAGAAUUGCUUCUUAGCAAAGAGCAAUUUCUCAAGCAAGAAUUCUGCUAGGACUGUAUGGGAGUGGUCUACACUUUAUAUACAAAAGUAUUUGGACACCCCUUCAAAUUAGUGGAUUCGGAUAUUUCACUCAUUCGAGCACACGGCCAUGCAAUCCUUUCCGACAAGUCAGUUAGUCAAAUUUCAGCCCUGCUAGAGCUGCCCCGGUCAACUGUAAGUGCUGUUAUUGUGAAGUGGAAACGUCUAGGAGCAACAACGGCUCAGCCGCAAAGUGAUAGGCCACACAAGCUCACAGAACGGGACCGCCGAGUGCUGAAGCACGUACUGCGUAAAAAUCAUCUGUCCUCGGUUGCAACACUCACUACCGAGUUCCAAACUGUCUCUGGAAGCAAUGUCAGCACAAUAACUGUUUGUCGGGAGCUUCAUGAAAUGGGUUUCCAUGGCCGAGCAGCCGCACACAAGCCUAAGAUCACCAUGCGCAAUGCCAAGCAUCGGCUGGAGUGGUGUAAAGCUUGCCGCCAUUGGACUGUGGAGCAGUGGAAACGUGUUCUCUGGAGUGAUGAAUCACACUUCACCAUCUGGCAGUCUGACGGACGAAUCUGGGUUUGGCGGAUGCCAGGAGAACACUACCUACCAACUAUAAAGUUUGGUGGAGAAGGAAUAAUGAUUUGGGGCUGUUUUUCAUGGUUCCGGCUAGGCCCCUUAGUUCUGGUGAAGGGAAAUCUUAACGCUACAGCACACAAUGACAUUCUUCCAACUUUAUGUCAACAGUUUGGGGAAGGACCUUUCCUGUUUCAGCAUGACAAUGCCCCCAUGCCCAAAGCAAGGUCCAUACAUAAAUGGUUUGUCGAUAUCGGUGUGGAAGAACUUGACUGGCCUGCACAGAUCCCUGACCUCAACCCCAUCGAACACCUUCAUAAUAAUGCCCUUGAUUUUGGAAUGAGAUGUUCGACAAGCACGUGUCCACAUACUUUUGGUAAUGUAGUGUAAGUGGGGAGGGGAAAACUGAAAACUAGCUGUUAUUGGCAGAGAGGUUUGGAACUCUCGUUCUUAUUGGUCUAUUAACUAAUCAUUCCAACCUCAUAGUGUAGAAAUAUAUAUAAAACACAGGAAAAUCAAGUUUUUGACUGCACUGGGCCUUUAACGUUUGUUAACAAUUCCAUUGUGAACAGUUCUUCUAAAGGGAAAUCUGACUACCAUUAUACGCUCUGUCGGCACUGUUCAUUAAGUUGUAUUUCACAAUGAAAUCUCUAGCCAGCUCAGUGGAUUAUAAUAUCUGAGGUUUGUUUAGCUGAGGUUUGAGCCUUUCAGACCACUGUUCAUAAUCACUUUGUGUGAUUGUGUGUUUCUCUGUUCCAAGGGGAGGAGGAGAUGAAACAGGCUUUGGUGUGUUUGGAGGGUUGGCAAGGGGAUGGAGGGAGGCGUGAGGAACAAGGGGCUGAAGAGAGGGGCUAGGAUCCUUGUUUACAGAUGUUUCUCAUCAGACAGAGACCACUAGUCAUACUCCCACCAUGCUGCAGUUAUGGCCACCAUGCACACGCGCACACACACACGCACACACACAUACUGAAGACACAUGCACGCACAAACACACACACACACGCACGCAUGCACACAUACAAACAUUCACACACACAUAGACACACACACACACAGAUAGCUAGAUACAGGCUGUGGGAGGGAGGGUCUCUCUGACUGCUUAUUUAUUCCAGAGCAACUCAGUGGGCUCCAGGCAGGCAGGAAGCAGCUCAGCCCAAGGCCACAGCAAACAGAACCACAGAGAGAGACCGAUCUGACUCUAAACGUUCACUUUGCACACUCUUGAUAUGGAAUGGAACCGGAAAUGAACCCUGAUGGAGUGAUAGCUAGAGUAUGGCGGAUGUCCCAGUUAGUUCUUUAAGUUUAAUGACUGUUAUUAUGAGAUCCAACUGUAAAAGCAGCCUCAGUGUUGUAGUUUUAGCUUGUGCAUAGGCCUAUACAGGGCCUGUUAAAGUACAGUAACUACACUAUUUUUCGGAUUGGGAGAUGCUUGUGCAAUAUCCACACCUAUUUGAAAUAGGCAGCAUUGUUGAGUCCUAGUCAGUAAACCCUUGGGCAGUGUAAUCCCUGGCUCAGUAGCACAGUACAGUACUGUAGAGUGGACAGUUGUUGCAUAAUGCCAGGUCUUAUGCAACACAGAUACAGUCCAGUUUACUCCACUUGGCCAGACCUAAUUGGAGCAGCAUGAGUCUUUGGCAGAAGCUCUACUCUGUUUCAUUUUCCUUAAGGAAGAUAUGUUUGGGUCAGCCAUGUUUAAAGAGACAAGACACUGACCUAAGCUGCUACAGCAAGUUUUGUUUGUGUUUGUAUGCUGUGUUUCUUACUCUGUGUGUGUGCCUGUGUGUGCGUGUGUGCGCAGUGCUCUGUAUCCUGCGGGCAGGGGAAGACCACACGCCAGGUGGUGUGUGUGAACUUCAGUGAUCAGAUAGUGGACGUAGUGGAGUGUGACGCUGAUGACCGUCCGGCCACAGAGCAGGAGUGUGCCAUGUCCCAGUGCCCUGCUGCCCGCUCCAGUGACCCUCGGCCCCUCCCCUCACCCAGCGGCGGCCCCCGCAACAACCUGCCCACAGCUGCCGACGGGCGCAGUGGAGGGCGAGCCCAGGCCCACCAAUGGAGAACGGGACCCUGGGGAGCGGUGAGUUUCUUAUACACCAUUUACAAGCAUCUUGCAGUCCUAGGUUCCUUAACAUUAAAUGAAUGCAUACAACCUAUAUCGUCUUCCAUUUCAAUCGUAUAAAUUGGAAGGCAGCACAGCUGAGCACUAUCUCAGUCUUGUGUUGAUGUUGACAUUUAUGAGGCUGUCUGUCUGUGAUGUAACAACGUCAUGUAUCGUGACCCAAGAAGUCAAUUUGUUUUUGCUGAUGGUUUUGGCAGUUAGUAGCCUAUUGUACAGCUGUUAUUCAAAACUGGGUUAUUACAGUUAGUUGCACAACAAUCUGUGUCCCCAAAUAGCUGUUGUUAUUUAAAGGAUCAUGGGAAAUAGCAAGGGCUAUUUUCGGGAUCUCUUCCUUCCUUUUCCUGAGGAUGUGUUUUAAUAUAGCAGUGCAUUAUCCAUCCAGUUUCCUAAAGCACAUAGUCUCUGAGGUCAAUCUGACCCUUGCCAGAGUGAUGUAUGUGUGCUUUUGUAUACUUGUCUGUCAAUGGGUGCCAUAUGUUGGUUUGUUAUCGUUUGUAUUUUUAAAUUGUGUGUUGGUGUUUGUGUGUGCACUUGUUUCAUUGUAGCUGGUGUGUGUAUAUGCAAAAGUCUACAGUAUGUGACAGUGUGUUUCUUGGUAAAUGAUUCUUGUGUGCAUAGAUGAGCACUAUACAUUUGCAUGGAUGAGUUUGAACAUUUGCAUGUUUUUGUCAUUGUGUGCAUGGUACAUGUAUUAGUGUUUGAAUGUCUACUUGCGUGUCUCUGAGUUAGUGCAUACAUACCUGUACAUGUGAGAGUGUGUGAACCAUCUGUCUCAAAUGGUGUUCUCCUCCCUGUGACGUCAGUGCUCGAGCACAUGUGCAGGCGGCUUCCAGAGGCGCGUGGUGGUGUGCCAGGAUGAGAAUGGUUAUGCUGUCAGCAACUGUGAGGAGCGCUCCGAACCCAUCGAGCAGCGCUCCUGUGAGUCCGGACCCUGUCCACAGUGGGUCUAUGGGAACUGGGGAGAGGUGAGAGAACACAAGCCGCCCUACAGCACUGAUACACUGCAGGGUUUAGUUGCACUUUGAUGACAUACUGUACGUUGCAUAAACAUUGGCGGGAAUCAACUGUCCUGACUUUGUCUACACACUCCUUCUUUCCUCUGCUCUGUCCUGCAGUGCACCAAGCCGUGUGGGGGAGGAAUAAAGACGCGGCUGGUGGCGUGUCAGAGGCCCAACGGAGAGCGCUUUAACGAUCUGAGCUGUGAGAUUCUUGACAAACCGCCCGACCGUGAGCAGUGCAAUACUCAGUCGUGCCCGUCUAACCCCCACUGGAGCACAGACCCAUGGAGCUCGGUACGCUCGUAAAUAUAUGCCUUUUGUUUUCUUCCCCCUCUUUUUUUAACAGUCCUCUCAUUUCACCACACACAGAGUUUCACCACUAAACUGUGUAGCAUGACAAAGCCAAACAAACAAAUAAUUAAACUUGAGGGAGCAGGAUGGUUCUGUAGAGCGUACAUGCUGGAAACUUUUCACCUCCACCUCACCUUUACCCUUUCCCUUGGUGCCUGAGACUGGUCAUCCUUCUAGAGACAGUUGGGAAUUGAUUUAUGUUGCACUUAAGAGAAAAGAUAAACACACAAUACACACAACACACCAAAAAGUACAACAUAUGAAAUGCUUCAUUGACAGCUGUGACCAUAAGAACACUUUCUCUGUUGUCAGUCUUAGUCAGUGUUCAAAAUUCAGGAUCAGUUGGUAUUUCAGAAUCAAAGCUAGUUUGUAAGAUAUUGUUUUAAAAGAUAAUUUAUUACUUAAGAGAUUUUCUUCUUGGUUUCCUUUGUAUAUACAGUAGCAUUAACCUCCAAAGUUUCUGUCAUACCUCUUUGUAUUCGCACACAGUCAAUCAUUGUUCAUAUGCAAAUAUUGAUGAAUGUUUCUGUAUAUCAGGAAUUUAAGAUGCCUUGUUUUUGUUUUUUUUAACACCCAAAGAAUGGACAUACAGUAUACUCGAGUGUUGGUGCUAUUCAUAGUUUUUUUUACACGUGGCAAAGAAAAUGACCUGGAAAGAGUCCAAGUGAAUGCACCAACCACAUUGGGACUAUAAAUAAUGUUUGGGUACUCUAGAAAUAUAUAUAUAUCAUUCUGAUGCUAAAGCUAUAUUGACCAUCAUAACUGUAAGAAUUCAAUUGGUCUUAAUGGGGCAAUCUGCAGUUCAAACAAUAACAAAGCCACACCUCACCACUGUUUCAGUAAACAGCUGAGGGAUGGGGCUGGAGAAAUGUAACCACUGUCAAAUUCAUAGACAUAUCUAUGGAUGCAUCGAUUGACCAUCCAUGUUUUAACCAUGUUUUAAUACAGUGUUUUGUUUACAAUUACAUUGUUUACCAACAAAGGAGUAAAACAAGCUUACAUAUUUAAUAGUCCAAAAAUGGAUGUAGCAAUACAUCCGGGGGCAGCAGGUAGCUUAGUGGUUAAGAGCGUUGUGCCAGUAACCGAAAGGUCGCUUGGUCUAAUCCCUGAGCCGACUAGGUGAAAAAUCUGUCGAUGUGCCCUUGAGCAAGGCACUUAACCCUAAUUGCUCCUGUAAUUCACUCUGGGUAAGAGCGUCUGCAAUAGCAGAUUGCCCUUUAUUAAUUAUAGAGAAGUUACAAAUUAUCUUAUGUUUCUGCCUUAUUUUACAGUCCACUAGUAUUUACUCAGAAAUGACGUUGUAAAAUGGUAAUUACAUGGUAAUGAACUAAUAAUUACUUUUUAGUCAUGUACGUGCCGGGUAGUUACCAAUUAUGCUAAAUUCUUUAAAAGAAACAAUAGGGUUUCUCAAUAAAGAACAGGUAAACACCAUCUGAAAUAGGACUGUAGAAUAAAGUGAUAGCUGUGUUAUUUGAUAAAUUAUGUGAUUCUUCGAGGUAAUAGUCAUUUUACCACAGCUUGAAGUCCUGACCCAGAUUCCCUCCUUUUUACUAGCACAGACAUAAGCACCCAGCCAAACCAGUAGGUUCAAGGCCCACCGCUCAAAAGGUGCUUGAUAUGAGUGUAUUUAUGUCUUGUUAGAUAUGUCUAUAUACUCGCUUUGUAAAUAGUUUAUUUUGGUGUGUUCACCAGUGCUCAAUACACAUGUGAAAAUAUGCUAUGCUCAACCAUACCUCACUUGGAACAAACACAACUCAACUAGCCAUUAACUUAUGAUACUUACAAUGGUGCUUUUGCUAAAUAAGGGAGAAAUUAGAUAUAAACAUAAAAAAUAAAAUAAUAAUAACUUAAGGUCACAAACUGUCUAUUGUGAUGUAGAGAUAUGUACGUAUGUAAACACCUGGUGUUUUGAGUAGUUUUUCAUAUUCAAUUUUUUGCCUAUUUUUUUCUUUUCAUGAUGUUGAUUAUUGAUUAUGUCCAAAAAAAUGUAGUUAUGUUAGGUGAAAAUGUGUUAUAAUUUUUUUUAAAGGUAAAGAUAAUUUUUGAAGUGUGUUCCAUUUAUUCACCACCAAACCUGUUUCUGUUGUAGCUGAAAGAGAAUGCCCCUUGUCCUAGCAUUGUGAACACACAGUCAGUACCUGCGACCACAGGGAGAGUUUAUAGUGUUCUAUAUACCUGGAGCUCAUCCUCUGAGCCAGUCGUAUGUGUCUACCUCAUUCUCUAUUAACACCACCCCCCCACACACCUUGGUCUUCUGCUGGAGGGCUGCAUUCUCAUUCAAAUUCAUCAUGAUGUUAAGCCCAUCCAAGGAUGUUGGCCCUAACCACAGAUCCAGGGUCUGUGUUUUGUUCUACCUCUUAAUAGUUACGAGUGGAAUCGGGGUAGUGAAAGCUGAUCUUGGACCUGUGGUUAGGCGCAACCUCUGCCUGGAGCCCACCCAGUCAUUCCUAAGGCUAACUGUAACCUCCUGGUAAUUAAUGUGUGUGCAUAAGUUGCAGACAUCACACCUUAUUUUAAGGGCCUGUUAACACAGCUCUCAAGCAGGCAGUGAGUGUAUUUCUCACCACACCUUGUUCACUAAAGAAAAACGAUCAUUUCUAAUAAUCUCCAUAUGAGUAAUGACAAGGUAGCAUAAGGUUGGGUUGAUUAUGACGAAUCCAAUAAGAGUGUGUAGCUUUUACCCUACUUGAAACAACUCCACAUGCAUUAAGUCUCAUUGCACUGUGGAAUUGUCGAUCAUUUGAUGUGUAGAAUAAAACACAGUUAUAUUAUUUUUAUCUAGAGCCACAAAUCACAGCUUGGCUCCUUGUUGGAGUUUAGGGUGCAUAUUUUAGCAGUACAGCGUGAUGCAUUUACAAUGUGUUUGAUGAUAUGAACAGGCUCUUGAAAUAAAGUACUCUAUGCCUCUCAUUCCAUAUGGCAGUAUUAGUCUGGGUUUCAAGGACAUUUGUGCAUAUUUAUGUAAUUAUCUGUAUUUAUUUCUACUUCAUUAUAAUGUCAUGUCAAUAUUUAUGUUCGCUCACAGAAAGGUAACUAUUAAAGUGAAGUAGAGGUACUAUUAAAAGGCACUGUUUCUUUCAUGUAUAUUAUUUACCGUAAAAGAUCAUGUUCACGAUUCACGAACCAUCACGAACAAGUGCUUAUGCUCAAAUUAAAUUCCAAAACAUCAAUUUAUACUGAUUUCCUUUCUAGUCAAUCCUCUAGCUAGUUUAUUUAGUGUGCAGGAACACUGUAUUGUAUGGAUAUCAAAAGUGAAAAAUGUAGGUCAUAUGAGAGAAGAGAAACAAAACAUCUGCACUCUUGAGCUUACCUUAGUUACAGGAGGACUAGUGCUUAGGGGAAAAACUGAUAAAUCUACACUCUGGAACACUGUUUUCUAAAAAAGAGUUUCAUUAAAUGAGGUAAUUGCCAUGAAGAACCACUAACAGUGAAGUGAACACAUUCACUUAUAAUACCACAGGCAACUUUGUAGUCCUGUUAAAAAUCUCAUCAACAUGUCUGUGCUUCAAUUAAGAAGAUUACCUUUAGAUUAACGGUUUUGGCUUUACACUAAUUACAGUAGGAACAUGGAAGUGGAAAUGGUCUAUAUAAUUAACCAAAUCACCUAUGGAUUAGAUAGGAAAUUCUCUGCAAAUUAUCUCUGCAGAGAGCAUUACUCGAGCUCUCUAACUGUUUUUUUGAAAGGGCCGUUUUCAGUAAAUGAAAAUGUACAAAUCACUGAGCAAUAUCUCUGUUGUCUUAUGAGGUCAGGGCCACAGUGAUCUCUUUGAGCAAUUAUGAUUUUUCUGUCUCUGCCAGAGUUCAAAGCCAUUCGUACUAAGAUCAAUCUUUAUUCUCUGUGACACUGGCUAGAAGGACCUCCAUUUACUGUGCUCAUUCACUCCUAAUGGCUGACAUGGUUUUUUUGUGUGCCUGACGACACGUUCUCUUCAACUACGUCGCCCCCUCAGUCCCCCCCUUGCCCCUUUCCUCUGGCGGGUUGAUGACAUUGUUCCGAUGGUGGGGGGCCAGUGACAGUGACUCAAAUGAAAGCCUGUCAGAAAGACAAUGCAGGAGUGCAUUGGGGGUCAAGGGUCACGUUUGAUCUGGGAGGGGCCCCUUCCUUGUACAUCUAAUCAGCAUGGAUGGACUUCUGGGAAAGGGCUGUGAUCCCAGGAAAAAAAGCUGGGAAAGCCCUGUUGUCUGUGGGGGCCCGAAAGGCCCAGUUGCCUCGGUUCUUUAGAAUUCCAGGACGGAAUGCAGGCAUCGGAAUGUGGUGUAUUUUAGGCACAAGUAGUGGUCUGUCAGAGGCACUGUUUUAUUUGGCACUGUAAAUAAAAGCAUCUGAUUUGAAUGAUACAAUAAAAUUGUGUCUGAAUGCAUGAUAGUUGAAAGUAGUGUGAUAGUUGGAAAUAGUGUUAUAGAUAACAGGUAGUUUUGUGAUGAUUCCAGUUUACACAUUGACAUAAAAAUAUCAAUUUCACUCAGAGUAUGCUAAAAUAUAAUGUAGUUUAUGAAAUGGUUGACACUUGGUAGGUUGAAGGGUUAAUUUCAGCAUGGAACACACACAUGAACUAACUACAUAUAAUAAAGAUGUCUAGUGGAUACCCACAGAAUUUGUGGAUAUAGAGAAUUGGAAGGUGAUUUACUUCCCCAGUGUUUUAAUGAUUCCCAAGGUAAUAGAAAGUUAUUGGAGCAGAGAACUAUGGCUGGAAAGCUCAUUUAAAGAGUAUAUAAAACUUUGAGGAAUGGUCUGACAUUUAAAAAGCAGCAGUCUGGCUGCCUGCCCCUCAUUGUAAAUGCCUUUUAUUCAAUGAUUUAAACCUUUGUAAAAUGUUAUUUAUCCUAAAUGGCCCUCCAUGACCAUGAUCAUAGCCUGUGUGUGUACUCUCCGUGUCUACCUCACUCCAAAUUCCAAACACCACUGGAACGUCUGCUCAUAGGCCAAUGGGUGAAUCAAUAGUAGCACAUUUCUUAUGGUAACUAAAACACCAUGGAUGGACAAUAACAGCACCUUAAAUGUAGAAGUGUCCUGCAUGCUCUGAGGCUGUGUUUACACAGGCAGCCCAAUUCUGAUCUUUUUUCCAUUAAUUGGUCUUUUGACCAAUCAGAUCAGCUGUUUUGCCAAUAAUUGGGCAAAAUAUUAGAAUUGUGUUGCCUGUGUAAACACAGCCUCAAGUUCUCAUGCAGACUGAUAUCUGGCCUCAAGUGGUUAUUAUAAAGGAGGGGCAACUGUAACUGGUGUCAGACUCUCACACGGCUUGGCCCAAUAACAGCCUCGCCCAGAUGUAUGCAUGUGGGGAACAUCUGGGCGACUAAGUCAAAUCGCCUAAAUGUAAUGGGGCUCCUCACAAAAAGACACAUACAGUACAGUACUCACAUUUAAAUGUUCUCCCUUAUGUGUAUUGAAAUUCAUUAGAGCAAAAAAUACAGCAAGUAAUCACACAUUGUUGGUGUUUUGGCUUCAUUUUUUAUUUGAUCAUAGAACAAACUAACAUUCGAUGGAAGGUGUAAUUUUCAAUCAAGUUUAUUGUGUGAAAUUGGUGUCUAUGUGGUUAUACAUCUAAAAUAAUUUGUGAUUCCUCACUGUACAUUAUCAAUCCCUUAAAUUAAAUGAUUUUAGUAACAUCAUAUUUGUCAUUCCUUUUCAUUUUGUACUUUUGUUUUUAUUUGUUAAUAUAACAUGAAAUGCCUAUAAUGUAUAAUAAGCAAAUCCAUUCACAAGGCGCUCACCUCUCUACAGUCAUUUCCGGGGUGGGAGUAACUUCCUCCUUAUUGAGCCAUUCGUUGUCCUCUGGGCUCUGGUGACAUUUAGCCCCGCCCUCCCUCUCCUAAAUGAGGUGAAAGGUCGUUGUGGGUUCCUGUCCGGCGCGAUCCCUCGCUGGGCAGCGCAGUGCGUCAUGCUGGGCUACGCACUCGUUCAACCCAGGGCCUGUCGCAUCCUAUCUGUCCUCACACUCUGAGACGCUUUGAUUACCCAACCCCAACCCAACAGCCCCACUGAACUCACAGGCCUGGAGCGCCUGACUGUGCUGGGGGGUGCUGGUGUGUGGGGUGCCUGCCUGUCAGACAGAGUUAGACCUGGGCCAGCUCAAUGAACCUGGAUGUGAAUGUGGCUGGUGACUGUGUGCUGCUUGGCUCUCAUAACUCUACCUUCUGUGGACUUAAUCCGUUUAACUGAGGGGCCUCCGCUUCCGUUGCACAUUUCUGUACGCUCAGCUUGCAUUCACUAAAAUCUAGAAAUGCUGUACUGUAGAAACUGCUUUGUGUGUAAAUGGCAGUGCAUUAAUAUCUCAAGUUAUGGGAUGUCAAAGUGCUAAAUGUAUGUCCAAAUCCAUGUUUAUUUGGUCUCAAACCAAUUCACAUGAUCUUAUGUCCCAACUCAUGUUACAUACCGUAUUUGCUAAUGAAAAUGUCACUAACCUGUUGUGUACUUUGAAGCCCUGUACAUGUGAUCUUGUUCUCAAGAAGAAGUAGAUUGAAAAACUAUUCAAGUGAAUGAUAAAAGGGUUCUAUACUAUACUCAUUGAAGUCAUCCAGUAUUUGACAUUGUUCUGGUAUUUGAUCUCUGUACACCCCCUAUCUAUUAACUAUUUCUCAAAUUUGACCUCCUCUUGCAGUGCUCUGCCGCCUGUGGUAAAGGAUGGAAGAACCGUAAGGCGAGCUGUGUGACCCGGUCCGGUCGACCUGUUCCAGAGGACAACUGUAAACACCUGACCCAGCCCAGCAAGGAGAGGAGCUGCCGGGGGCGCCGCUGCCCCAAAUGGAAGACAGGGAGCUGGGGAGAGGUACUCUUUAAACCUGAAAUAAACACUACAUGCUACUACCACCAAUCACGCUCCCAGUUCAGCACUCAUUCUUUUCCUUUUAAUGCUCAUUAACUUGCUGAUUCACUGGUGCACUGUGAGGUAGCUGUCUGAGUUGGCUUUUUUUCUACCAUGCAUGACUAUUCAGUAAUACGUGUUCUGUGGCACAUCAAACUGUGGUCUGCCUUCUGGGUUGUGGUUCAUCCCUCUGGCAGUUUGAGAGGAUCCCAUAAUGGGCUACUAUCAGGGGCAGUGGGAGGGAGGGAUAUCCAUACCUCCACUUUCAUCUGGGCCUGGCUGAGGUUGACUUUAGCCAACAUGAAGCUCCCCACGCCACGCUCCCUGCCUCCCUCCCGCCCGCCCUCUUAUCCUAUCCCUCCCCAAUUGGAAACAUGUGUCAGAGGCUCCUCUCCCUCUACCCAGCCAGAGCAGUCUGGUCUCAUAGACUAGAAGUAACAUAGUAAACAAAAAUCCAUGACGCUCAAAUUAGUAUGAUAUGUUUUUAUUUUUAUUUAUUUAACCUUUAUUUAACCAGGUAGGCCAGUUGAGAACAAGUUCUCAUUUACAACUGCGACCUGGAUGUUACGUUUGGUAUGGUUACAUAAGACAGAAGGUUACUUAAUGCAAAAACAAAAGGAGUGUGGUUGGACGGGGUGGUUGGGUCGACGUAUAACACGAAUGUCUAGCAACCCAAAGGUUGCAUGUUCAAAUCUCAUCACGGACAACUUUAGCAUUUCAGUUAAUUAACAACUUUGCAACUACUUACAACUUUGCUAACUACUUAGCAUGUUAGCUAACCUAACUCCUAACCCUAACACUAACCCCUAGCCUAGCUAACAUUAGCCACCUAGCUUUUAUUUAUUUUAUAAGGAUCUCCAUUAGCCGAUGCCAAUGGCGACAGCUAGUCUUACUGGGGUUCAACACAAAGAAAAAUAUGUUAGUGUUAACCACCUAGCCACCUAGCUAAUGUUAGCCACAACAAAUUGGAAUUCGUAACAUAUCAUACGUAUUUCAAAUUCGUAAAACAUAUUGUACGAAUUGCAAUUCGUAACAUAUCAUGCGAAUUGUAAUUCGUAACAUAUCAUUUCAAAUGGAUGAUGGACAUCCACUAAAUAAUACAUACUAUACCAAACAUAACAUAUCAUACUAAUUUGAGUGUCCCGGAUUUUAGUUUAGUAUGUUAUGUCUACCCCUGAGUCCAGGUUGGCCAGCGAGACAAUCCACUUACCACAGCAGGCCAGACACAUUCCCAAAAUGCACCUCACCAGCUGGAGAGCCUGGUGCUCUUUCCCCCUCUAUUCCUCUCUGUCUCUUUCUCUUCCUCUCCCUCCACUGAUCAGGGGCCCAGAAGAGACACACAUCUGCCCUCAAUACCUCAGAGGACUUGUUGGCUGUCUCAGACAGCUCUAGUGCAUACAGCUCCCUAACAAUCGUAUUAAUAUAACCAGGUAACAGCUGAUUUCACUGAAUGUACUGUACCAUAAUCAUUUAACAGACACUCUAUGGUAGCCAUGGACCAUUUUACAAAAUGUAAAAAAUGCACACAAAAAAUGACAUCCAAAAUUGGCAGAUAAAGAAAUAAAACACUCCACUUUUUAACACCUGACAACCUGCAUUCACGCAUGUACCCACUUGUUAAAGGAAAAUACCACUCAAACACUAUCUUAGUCCACUGUUGAUAGUCCCAAAAUGUUUUGCAUGUAAGCAAUCAAGUUUUCAAGAUAUAGAACUUUCAAAAUACAGAAAGUGGCAUACAAAAUGCAUCAUACUGUGACACUUUCUGUAUUUUGACUGUUUUUGAGUGGUAUUUUCCUUUAAGCCAUAGUGAGUAGUACCUUCACAAACAAUAAGCUUUAUUUUGAACGUGACUAUGAAAUAUGAUAUUCAAGAAAUCAUUAGUCAUUCGAAAUAUAGUCUUAAAGGUAGACUCAGUUAUAUGAUGUAGAUGCAGAAAGUAAACACUUUUGUGGGUCAAUUUCCGCAACAACUAAGAGCGUUGAAGCGCGAGGCUAAACUUCUCCCCUGUUUUGGUGCCCUGGCUACCACGCUGUGAACAGCGUGAAGCGAACCCGUGCACUUGUCCAGACUGUGUGUGACUGUGUGAGAGUGAAGUCUUGCAUCUUGCUCAUCUCAAUAUCUCCGGUUCUGCUCGUGGCAAUGUCAUUCAGCUGAGUCUACCUUUAAAUACUCCUAAUCUUAUCAAAAUUAUGGCAUUUCAGACUGGAAAUGUUCCUCCUUCAAGCAGGUGAACCUAAUAGAAAAUAAAUCUGAUGACAGCUUUUUCAGUCAUCACAUUUUGUUUUUCUUGUUUUGAGAAUUAAAUUAAUACAAAUUGUUGAAAUAUGGAGAGGAUCGGUAGCAUAAAGAGAUGGGAUUCUUGGGGCUUUUAAUGGUUAACAUGUGCUAAUUUAACACGGUGAUUUCUCACCUCUCGCUCUGUGAGCCUCAGGAGGGCAUGGACAUCUGGAUGUGUUUACUGAUCCAAACACACACACAGUCCUCUAACCUUUAAGAGCAUACACAGUCGAGUGGGUGGUAAUAACAUGUAUACACAUACACACACAAUAAUAUACACAUUAACAGAUAGACAAACUCAAACACACAAAUACUCACUCAAAAACACACCAAUAAAUGCACUUUAUAAUCAAUUAAGACACUUUAUAAUCAAUUAAGACACUUUAUAAUCUAUUAAGGCAUGUGUAAUAAUGGUCUUCAUGUGCCUUUAGCACGUAAAUGCUCCCUUAGGAAAAUGCACAGUUAGCCAUUAAUGUUGGUUCACAAAACCAAUUAAAAUGUAAGUACAAACACUAUCAGGAUUAACAGUAUUGAAAGUGGCUCUUUCUCUUUGAAGACAAUAAGCAUACACAUUAAACAUAUAAACAUUAUUAGAUUUGCCUUAUUAAUGUCAUUUUAUGUUUCUAAUACAGUAUUUUUAAAAGACCUAGAUAGGCCUGCUGUACAUGCACAAGUGUGAGGAAAGCAAGGUAGUAGUGAACAUUACACACUUUUAAAAAAGGGUUCCAAAAGGGUUCUGCGGCUGUCCCCAUAGGAGAACACGUUUUGGUUUCAGGUAGAACCCUUUUUGGUUCCAGGUAGAACUAUUUUGGGUUCCAUGUAGAACCCUCUGUAGAAAGGGUUCAACAUGACACCUAAAAGGUUUUACCUGGCACCAAAAGGGUUCUACCUGGAACUAAAAGGGGUUCUUUAAAGGGUUAUCCUAUGGGGACAGCCGAAUAACCCUUUUUGGUUCUAGAUAGCGCCUUUUUUUCUGAGUGUACCCACCAACCAAUAUCAUUCUUUGUACUUACAUGUUGAUAUUUCCCUCCAGAUGUAUUUCUGUUUUGUGCAGCUGUAGAUGAAAUUGAUUACAUUUUUUACAUUUCUUGCAUUUCUUAAGAUAAACUGUGUCAAAUCAGCAAAACAUUAUACAUUCAAAAUAUGCAAUGUCCUCAAGGCAGGGGUUCAAGCUUGACUGUCUAGUGGAGAGAACCCCCCUCCCCCACUCCCUCUCCUCUCUCCCUCUCUCUCGAGCUCUUCACAGAGGGUUGAAAUCUGCUCUUUCUUAACAUGGAGGAGCCGGAACACACGUCUGUAAAGAACCCCAUCCGUCUUGAGGGUUUUCACUGUAGUUACACUCUGUUUGACAGAAUGCCCCACUUUUUAAGACUGCAAACACAGCCUUGAUUCAAGCUUAAAUGUUUCUUGUACACAAAAUCCUGUGGUUAGAUCUUUUGAAUGAAAGCUCUAGACCCAUACUUUUUGGAAUAAUACAAUAUCAUGUUAUGCAAUGAUUAUGACGUGUUAGCUCUACUUAGAAGUAUUGCUGUUGAUAUUGAGGCAAAUUGUAUUGAAUGAUAUUGAAUUAAAAUUGUAGUGAUAUAGCAGUCAAAGGCUUAAUAAUAAGCUGUGUCCUUCAACCUGAAGCCAGCAUUUAAUUCUAAGUCAAGUUGUAUUACAUACAAACCACAGAGGGGUCUGGUGUGAGUCAACAAACAAAAUGACAAACCAUUUAUGCCAUUUAACUACAUUUCUACUUGUAUCUUUCAAAACAUUAGUUUCACAGGCACAUGUAACCGAAGUGGUUUGCUUGUUAGUGUAGUCUCGUGCAGGGACAUAACCUUAUUGAAGACCUAAAGACUUAUGCUAGCUAACCGAGGUUUAACCCCCGGUAAGUUAAACCAGCGUGUGUGACUGACAUCUUUGCUGUGGAAAGUAAGGCAGGUGGGUGUAGCGUAGCCACCGUCCCUGCAAGUGGUUCCUGAAUUAAAUUAAAUAGAAUUCCACACAGGUCUAAAAUGAGGGUAAUGAACAUAUAAAUUAAUAAUGAAACUCUACAGAUGUAGCAUCUUAAUAUGAGCCAGUUUGCUAGAGCAGGACAAGAAUCCUGCAGCAACAGGAAAUAUGAAUUAUUAUGUGGAUUAUAAUUAAAGGAGAUUUUUGUAGGGGUUGAUACAUUUUUCAUAAGGGAAAAACAAGUCUGAAAUUUCAAAGUGGAAAUUACAAACUUCAGAAUACUUUUUAAACCCUUUACAUACACAGCAAAUAAAAGAAAUCCUGCAUUGCAGGGUGAUCAAAUUAAGAUCCUACACAUGUAUGUUCAAAAGUACCGAAUUUGCAUAUUUGGUUUCAACAAGUGCACAAUUUUAAUGUAGGAAGUAGUUGGCUAGACUAGUUGUUCCACUGGAACAGGUGAUUAGAAGAUAUAAUUCAAACUAAAGAGAGAGAUGUUACACUUGUAUUGCCAUUUAUGAUCCUUUGAGGUUAACAGGUGUGCCUUCUUAAAAGUUAAUUUGUGGAAUUUCUUUCCUUCUUACUGAGUUUGAGCCAAUCAUUAGGCCUCCUGUAGCUCAGUUGGUAGAGCAUGGCGCUUGCAACGCCAGGGUUGUGGGUUCGACUCCCAAGGGGGGCCAGUAUGAAAAAUGUAUGCACUCACUAACUGUAAGUCGCUCUGGACAAGAGCGUCUGCUAAAUGACUGAAAUGUAAAUGAGGUUAUCAAUUGCAGAGAUAAAAAUAACAGUGCAUCUAAUUUUUUCAAAAAUAUCUAGGCUACUUCAUUUUUGUUUGAAUUGCAUUGAAUUCAAUAAUACAUGAUUCAUUGAAAUUCUGCUUCCUGUGCUUUUUAUAGUCAAUUCAAAUUCCGAAAAAUAAUAGUUCAUAUAUAAAAAAAAUAUCACACAUUGAUUUCAUUUUUACAGUUAAUUUGUACUCAAAUAACUUGGUAAUGAUGGGAAAAAAUAGGUGUAGAGGAAUGAAAUCACAAUCAAGCAAAUAUCAGACGUGUAGAGAAACGUUUGUAAUGCAUCUUACCUUCUGUCCUGUUCUGUUUCAGUGCUCAGCGUCAUGUGGCAAUGGAAUACAAGAGCGGGAAGUUUUCUGUGAGGUUGGAAACCGGCGCAACCCGGAGGAGACUGAAUGCCCCCCAUCCUCCCGUCCGGCUUCCAGCCAGACCUGCCGGGUCACUGACUGCCCCUCUCGGUACCGGUGGAGCAAGGGAGAGUGGCAAUCGGUAAGU
This is a messenger RNA of Coregonus sp. 'balchen', 48863 nucleotides long. NCBI's taxonomy places the organism in Eukaryota, Metazoa, Chordata, Actinopteri, Salmoniformes, Salmonidae. The record is from the annotation of a GenBank genome assembly.